Molecule: messenger RNA, 47296 nt
Organism: Coregonus sp. 'balchen'
Lineage: Eukaryota; Metazoa; Chordata; Actinopteri; Salmoniformes; Salmonidae
Source: the annotation of a GenBank genome assembly
AUGUCGACGCGGUCGGAGAGAGAAAAAGCCCAGAAACUGAAUGAGCAGCAUCAGGCCAUUCUGACCAAAAUGCUCCGAGAGGACGACAACAAGUACUGCGCUGACUGCGAGGCUAAAGGUAAUCUCAGCUGCUGAAAUAUAGACAGUGAAGCUAGCUAAGCCCACCUGGAUUCUGGAAAUGAAAGGUGGUGGUGGUUCCAUAUACGCCAUCCCAACCAGCCAUACAUCGGAGUUUGACUUCUGCCUGAGUGUGAGUGAGCAAGCUAACAGACAUUGGCUAGCUAGACAACCUACACCGGUCAUUCCAUUUGACAGGUUUGUUAGCUUGCUAGCCUAGCACGAUGGAAGCAACACAGAAAGCAUGUAUUGGCUCCAAUGUCCUUCUCUCCAAUUUAUUUAUGAGCGGAAAAACAUUGUCGGAGAGCAGUCUACGAUAACGGAGAGUAAUUAGUCUCCAGUAUUGCCAGCACACAAGCCAAUGCGGGCGGAUAAUACAUUGCUGAUGUAGCAGUGACUGUCAAGCAGGUUUUGCUUCAGCUCAGCGAACCACCCACCUGUGAUUAAUAAAUGCCUCCUGCGUCAUGAUGACGUGUUUUACUAACGUUUACCUUUCGCUCAUGGACAGUCCCUAUUUUCAUUUCACUAUCAGCUGCAAUUGCAUGGUCGACACACCAAAAUAGUAUUUUUGUGCACGCCAGCAAUGAUCAGUCAACAGCAUGACGUGUCCCUAUUUCAUAUAAAUGGGUCCUUAUCUGCUUUGCCCGCGAGAGUUUCUCUGGUUGGUCUCAAAAUUAGGAUUUUGAGAUGCGACUGUAGUUGCCAUGGCUCUGAGAAAGUCCAGUCCAGACUAGUUCUCACGUGAUUGGGGGAUGCUGGUUGUUUGAUUGACAGAUGGGGCCAAUGAAAAGCACAGCAUAUGAAUGAUGCUGUAAUAUGAAGGAUACAACCAGGAACAGGACAACUGACAACAACUUUGCACUAUCCUUUGUCAGACACAAAAGUUGACCCGACACACUAGACAUUGCUCUGUCAAAUUCCAGGUUGUCCUCAAUCUGAAUACAAUAUAUUGUAUAGCCCACAUGGGUAUUAUUCCUGGAGUGUGUUAUGAAAUUUGUGCAGGAUACACCCACCCAUUGCUAAUGGAUCCUGGACAGGCUCUAUUCUGCAGAAUGGUUCUAUUUUUCUAUUCUCAGCCUAUGUAAUCCUGCUUUAUGUAACAUUAUAUUAUGGCUCAGUCAGGUAAGAGGAAGUGUUUGUUUAUUAAGUGAAAGCUCCACUCAAGCUGCACCCUAGGGUGCUGUAUAUGUGAACGCUCACGCUGCAUCCGUCUCUUCGUCUGCCCCCUUUGUGUUUGUGUAUGUGUGUCUGCAUGCGUGCAUGCCUGUGCGUGAAGGGCUCACAUGCUCCUGUGUGUGUGCGUCGUGAGGCAGUGUUCCUGUAAGUCCUGUGUAAUUAUCCUGUGUGUGUGUGAAUGCGUGCGCAUUUGCGCAUGCAUAGCCUAUAUGUUAUGAUGGGGAGAUGAUACUGUCAGGUCAUAAAGGUUUUAGCACUGUGUUAGAGAGAAUGGAAGGAAAGCGGAAGAGAGAGCGAUCAUUCUAUACUGGAGUGUUGCUUAUCUCCUCUCCCCACACUGCCUCUCUCUCUCUCUCCCUUCUCCUUGCCUAAGCUCUGGUUUCUAUCUCUCCAGUGUCCACACAAUGGGUAAGGAAAAUUACCCAGCAUCCUUCACUGCUUCUCCUUCCAUGGCCUACAAAGAUAGGGCAAAGCUGUGUGUUCCCAUUUUAAUUGCUUCCCAACUACAACUCAGGUUUCAGGACAGUCUCCACCAUGUUGCUUUACCAGUAUCCAUGCCUUUGAGAUUAGAGCUGGAGGAGGAGAGCAGACAUGGACACAAGUCUCCAUCCGGUAUUUGUUGGAGUCUGGACUAUAGACUUGGGAAUGAGUGGUAAGACCUUCAUCAGGCAUAGGGGUCAACUCUUCUCUGCAAUCAGAGGAAGAUAUUUUCAGCUGCUUUCUUCCUCCGUGUUGUCAUGCUGCAGUCAGAGCUGAUAGUAAUUUGACUUCAGACUUCACUGAGUAACAAGGGCCUGAGGCACUCUCGCUUCACUGACUAUUUUGUCAAAAACGCAAGCAGGCGUAUUCUUUCUAUCAAUAUCUCUCUCAUCAAUACCACGUAUCUGCCCUUUGUGCUAGCACUGAAGUUAGUAUUAGCGAGAGGGAGAUAGCAUCUCGCUCUCUCUCACACACACACCCCAGAGGCAUGUUAACCCAUGACUGUAAGGGCAGCCUUCUGAUAGGCUGGCCCAGGCCGGUUGGGUGUGGCUCAUAGGUUACAUCAUCAAGCUCCAUCUGAUCUCACACACUAUCCGUUGGCUUAGUUGUGCCUAGCUUACUACACUGUCACUCAAACCUAGACCACACAAUAAGAAUACCUCUUGCUUCAUUUCCACCUCUGCAGUGAAACGGCAACAGACCUCUAACAGACCUGUAAUAAUGGUGAAUAGAUGGGGUGUUGGCCUGUAGCUUUGCCUACUGCAGUGUAAUGAGUGACUCACCUGAGCUGCUCAGCUGUAAUUCCACCCUGCCUGCCUGUGUCUCUGUGCCUGUAAACACUGUGUGCACACUGCCCUAAAUUCUCAAGGUGUGUGAACACAUUUCUGUGUAUACCUCUACCGCUGCUAUGUCUCAAGGUGAAUAAGCCUAGGCUAGAACAGAGUGCUGACCUUUAGAUCAUUAGACUAGCGUACUCCCUUGUGCUGGGACUGUGGCAUGUGUUUAGUGGUAGGCUAUCAUCUGGCAUGGCAUGUUCAGGACAGUGGCACACUCUCUGAGCUGGCAUGAUUUUCUCUGUGUUGGCACGGCAAGCUUGGCAAGAAGGCUCCUGAGUGGCGCAGUGGUCUAAGGCACUGCAUCGGAGUGCUAACUGUGUCACUAGAGAUCCUGGUUCGAAUCCAGGCUCUGUCGCAGCAGGCCGCGACCGGGAGACUCAUGGGCGGCGCACAAUUGGCCCAGCGUCGUCCAGGGUAGGGGAGGGAAUGGCCGGCAGGGAUGUAACUCAGUUGAUAGAGCAUGGCGUUUGCAACGCCAGGGUUGUGGGUUCGAUUCCCACAGGGGGCCAGUAUAAAAAAUAUAUAUAUGUAAGUCGCUCUGGAUAAGAGCGUCUGCUAAAUGACUAAAAUGUAAAUGUAAAUGUAAGGCCAGAUGGGCACCGAGGGUUGUUCUGCCCCCUCCUUGAUACCCCCCUCUCUCUCUCCCUCUCGGCCUGCUGUAUGAAGGAGAUGGCAGCCUACUUCUGUAACUACUGAAUAUAGGCCAUGCAAGGUAAACCUGUGGGAGACAAAGCCCAUAUAUUGUACGGCUCUUGACGUUAGCCUAGCCUCACACGACAACGCGUAGUCUGAUAUCCUGCAGGUUAUUGUGACCCACCUUUGUGAGCCACUAUUCAAUGAAUCCAGUGUUUCUGCAAGAGAGAUUAGCAACUGUAAGUCGCUUUGGAUAAAACCGUCUGCUAAAUGGCAUAUUAUUAUUAUUAUUAUUAUUAUUAUUAUUAUUAGCAACUCUCAACAUUUGGGAAAAAGUGCUCAGAAUAGUUAGAAACCUCUCCCAUCUUCUCGAUGUCCUCAUGAGGCCUGCCUACUGUUCCUCUUAUCACCAACAGGUGGUGCCAGAAGCCCAAUAACUCAGUGUGUGAAAGUCAGGGAAUUGAUGGAGGGGAAGCCUAAUUUGAUGAUCUCUCAACCCAAUACUUUGUGUUACUUCAUUUUCUUCAGGGGACUAGAAGUAGCCUAGUAAUUUGAAUGUAAUCUGAUAAUGGGGUGGUAGAUGCCCAGUCUGGGCUAUGGCUCAGCUCAGUGCCAGUAUCCACAAAGCCUCUCAGUGUAGCAGUGCUGAUCUAGGAUGAGUUUAGCCUUUUAGAUCAUAAUGAAUAAGAUUAAUAUGGACAGAUCCUGGAUCAGCUCUCCUACUCUGAGAAGCUUUGUGGAUACAGGACCAGGUAACUGCAUUCACCAUAGACAUAUACAUCAAUGACACACACACACAGCUCAGAGCAGUCGGCUCUGACAGAUCCAGCUCCGAGGCCCGUUUCCUGAGCUCCAUCAGCAGCGGACAAAAUUAAUGUCUUUAUGCAACAAAUGUUAAUACAUCGAACCGCAUCAUAUCGAACCGAAAUGCAUUGUUUCGUUCCUCUAAUGAAACCGACUCGACCGACUCGUUUCGACCUAAAAUGUAUCGUAUCGGAGCCUGUCUAUCUAGAUGCGUAUCGAAUCGCCAUUGAAAGGGAGGAUGCACACCCCUAGUGUGUACGCAUGUUCCAUUCUUGCUUGUAGAACAUGUGUGUGCUGUGUGAGCAACUGCAGUCCUUAACUAAUCUGAACACCACUGGCUUUCUCUGUGGGCUAGUGCCACAACCUCACCUUGCAACCUAACCUGGACUGCACUGCAUCCAGCCACCACCAGGGAGCAGCAGAGCACUGUUCUCCAGUGCUAGCGGUAGAAGUUGUCCCCCUAACCACAGAUCUAAGAUCAGAUAGGCCUGCUAAUACUAACCAUUAGGCUCUAUUGGUUAGGAUUAGCAGGCCUAUCUGAUCCUAGAUCAGAUCAGGGGGGUGACACAAAUAUCUAGCCUAACCCUGUAUCAGUGUUUGAGUGCAACUUUAUCUACUGCAACUUGUUCCUCAAGCACUGUCAUUGAUUGGGUGGAUUUAAUUUGACACAGCUUUGAACAAUGGUGACACAGACAAGGCCAGGACUAGGAAGUUGCUGAGACGACCUGUUAGUGUCUUCUGGAGAACUACGGCCACCAGCUCCCUGUACCACACACACACACACACCCGUCAGGCCCUGUCCUCAGGUUGACGGCAGUGGCCUUCAUUUCAAGCUUGGCUGCUCGUCUCCCCUAGUUUCAAAAGCUCCACUGUCACUCAUCGAGGCUCCAGGGGUGUGUGUGUGUGUGUGUGUGUGGGGGGAUGUGUUUGUUAGGUUGGCUGAUUAGGUCUGUAGUCAGUCAGGGGUUGAUCUUUGGCAGGGGGUUCUGACUAAUCAGCUAAUCAAUGCUCUUUAGUCUGGACUACGCUUAGCCUAAUUGAAUGAAUCAGUGUUUUAAUGCUGGGGUGGAACAAAAAACAUUACACCCCUGGAGUUGGUACAGUAGCAGAAUAAUAACUGUGUGUCUGCGUCUGUGUAGGUCCGCGGUGGGCAUCGUGGAACCUGGGGGUCUUCAUGUGUAUCCGCUGUGCUGGCAUCCACAGGAACCUGGGCGUCCACAUCUCCAGAGUCAAAUCUGUCAACCUGGACCAAUGGACCCAAGAACAGAUCCAGGUAGCAUGGGGGUGUGUGUUUUAUAGGGGGGUGUGAUGGACAGUGAGGUCUGUGGGUGGUUUUUGGGGUGUUGUGUUUUGGUUGGGCCUGAGGGUGUUUGUGAAUUAGACAGAUGAAGAAUAAAAUGGUGUGUUUGAGGCACACGAACCCAAAGUGUAGGCCUAUCUGUGGUUUCUUGAAGAGCUAUCUGUCAGGGUAGAUGGAGCAUGCGUCUCUCUCUGAGUGUUAACCUCUACGGGAACGGUGUCCCGCAUACGGGACGGUUGAGCUAUCGUGUGCUAAUGUGAUUAGCAUGACUGUUGUAAUAACAACAAACUUUCCAGGACAUAGACAUGUCUUAUAUGGGCAGAAAGCUUAAAUUAUUGUUAAUCUAACUGCACUGUCCAAUUUACAGUAGCUAUUACAGUGAAAAAAUACCAUGCUAUUGUUUGAGGAGAGUGCACAACAACAAAAAACAUAUCACGGCAACUGGUUUGAUACAUUCACCUCUGAAGGUAAAUAAUGUACUUACAUUCAGUAAUCUUGCUCUGAUUUGUCAUCCUAACGGUCUCAGAGAUAAAAUGUAGCAUAGUUUUGUUUGAUCAAAUCCAUUUUUAUAUUCAAAUGUAGGAACUGGGUUCUACAGUUUGAACCCCUGCUGUCUCUGGCUCCACACCCACCCACCCCGCCCGGCCAUCUAGAUGUGUGAAAGUUAGUGUAUAAGCCAAAGAUCCAUCAUGUAUGACAUUACUGGGAGUGUCUAAACUUACAUUUUGUAUUAUCAUAUCAUUUUUGUAUGUUCUCUAUAGUUAUGUACUUGAAAAUGUAUCAAUUGACCAACUCGGCCUAUUUGGGCAGACUUGAUACAAAAUAGUCCAGUAUUGCAACACUUUACUGGAUCAAUCUGAAACUUUGCACACACACUGUUGCCAUCUAGUGGCCAAAAUCUAAAUUGCGCCUAAACUGCAAUAUUCUAUUGUGGCCUUUCUCUUGCAUUUCAAAGAUGAAAUAAAUAAAUAAACGCAUUGUUUUUUUUGUUUGUAUUAUCUUUUACCAGAUCUAAUGUGUUAUAUUCUCCUACAUUAAUUUCACAUUUCCAUAAACGUCAAAGUGUUUCCAUUCAAAUGGUAUCAAGAAUAUGCAUGUCCUUGCUUCAGGUCCUGAGCUACAGGCAGUUAGAUUUGGGUAUGUCAUUUUAGGCGAAAAUUGGAAAAAAGGGUCAGAUCCUUAAGAGGUUUUAAUUGCUGUUUUAAUGGGUAAUUAUUCCAACUUUAGCUCGUUCACUCCUCCUAUCAAAUCCAUCAUUCUCAUCUGCCUGUGGCAGUUUCUUCUUUCUCUCUGUGUGUGUGUCAUUACCAGGUACAAACUGACUAGAAUGUAAAUAUAACAUUUCAAAGCAGUUGUGCUGACUGUUUUCAGUUUCUCUUCAUUACAUUUGUUUUGAAGACCUUGCCCUCCGUUUGAAUAUGUGAUGCAUUAUUAAGCUAGAGAUGUCUAAUGAUAUAUUGAAGGCUUUUAUCUCUCUCUCCCUGUGUGUGUCUGUGUGUAGAGUAUGGUAGACAUGGGGAACAACAAGGCCAAACAUCUGUAUGAAGCCCACCUCCCAGACAACUUCAGACGUCCACAGACCGACCAGUAUCCUCUCGUCUCUCUCUGUGUAUGUGUGUUUAGUAAUAAUGAACCCCUCUGUGUGCAUCUGCAUUCGACCACCACCUUACACAUCACAGUUCCUAUUCCCAUGUCACUUUGGACCCAGUCGUGAUGAGACACACAUUUGGACACAGCACCUUUGAGUGCGUGGUUGUAUUGAAGAGUGUAAGGCGGCAUGGUAGCUGGGCGGCCUUCUGUUCUGACAGGACACGACAGCUGUGUGUUCUUAAUAACAGCUGUUCCUGUUCAAACUCAACUGGUUCAUGUCGCUAAUAUAUAAUCUGGUAUCUAGCUUUUUUGCAGGGUGGUCAUCAGUUUUGCCUUUAGCUCCUGCUAGUUCUGACAGUAGCUCAAAGGCAUAGGGGUCGAGCUAGCUAGACUAUUUGGAAGGUAGAUCGAAUGUGUAGGCUACGUAUCCGUUGUGUGGGUAGUUGGAGUAUUUGAAAUAAGGCAGUGUGUUUCUUUGCUUUCAUGUUGUCCUUCUCCCCCUCACCUUUUGUGUUGUGUUUUUCAUGGUUCCUUUGUCUGUCUUUUCUUCACCCCCAACUUGCCCUUCUCCUUUUCUGUUACUUCUCUGUUGUCAGAUAGUCGCUCGCUCACUCUCUCGCAAUUCAAAUUCAAUUCAGUAGACUUUAUUGACAUGGCAAGUUAAAUUACUUACAUUGUUUAAGUACACAUAUAGCAACAAUGGUGGGACCAACAGCAAUAAAGCAUCAGUAAUAAUAAUAAUAAUAGUAGUAGUGGAAAUAGUAUUACGUGGUCCUCUGUAGCUCAGCUGGUAGAGCAUGGCGCUUGUAACGCCAAGGUAGUGGGUUCGAUCCCCGGGACCACCCAAACACAAAAAUGUAUGCACGCAUGACUGUAAGUCGCUUUGGAUAAAAGCGUCUGCUAAAUGGCAUAUUAUUAUUAUUAUUAUUAUUAUUAUGACCAUUAACAGCAACAACAAUAUGAAUGUGAAUAAUAAUAAAUGAAAGCAAUAGUAGUAGGCCAGUCUCAAUAUGACUGAAAAGACACAUGGCAUGGUAUGAAAGCCAAAACAAAACAAAUGGGCAAAUAUUAUUGACAUUGCAUUCUCCUUUCUGUCUUUCUUGCUUUCUUUCUUUUCCCCCUCCCCCCUUCAGCUCUGGGAUCUGACUCGUCUCCAUGUAAAUUCCAGCAUGAAUAAAGAUGUUCCUACAGGAGCAGCACCCGAAUAUAUUCACACACACACCACUUUUUCUUGAGGGCAUUUGGGCCUGCUUCAACAGCGACCUCCCUUCCUUUACUUGUUUUUCUGCAUUGUGAAUUUCAGUCUUCCCCUUUCUUUCCUCCCCUGCCUCUGUAACUAGGCCAUUCAGAAACAUUCAAUGUCGUCUUGGUAAGCAACACCAGUGUAUAUUUGACCUUGUGUUUUAGGUUAUUGUCCUGCUGAAAGAUGAAUUUGUCUUCCAGUGUCUGUUGGAAAUCAGACUGAACCAGACUGUGCUUAGCUGUAUUCCGUUUCUUUUAAUCCUGGAAAUCUUCCUUUCAGUCUGUCAUUUAGGUUAGUUUUGUGGAGUAACUACAAUGUUGUUGAUCCAUCCUCAGUUUUCUCCUGUCACAGCCAAACUCUGUAACUGUUUUAAAGUCACCAUUGGCCUCAUGGUGAAAUCCCUGAGUGGUUUUCUUCCUCUCCAGCAACUGAGUUAGGAAGGAGGCCUGUAUCUUUGUAGUGACUGGGUGUAUUGAUACACCAUCUAUAGUCUAAUUAAUAACUUCACCAUGCUCAAAGGGAUAAUCUUUGUCUUCCUCUUUGUUUUGUACCCAUCUACCAAUAGAUGUCCUUCUUUGCGAGGCAUUGGAAAGCCUCCCUGGUCUUUGUAUGUGUGGGGUACAGAGAUGAGGUAGUCAUUCAAAAAUCACGUUAAACCCUAUUAUUGUACACAGAGUAAGUCUUUGCGGUUUAUUAUGUGACGAGUUAAGCACAUUUGUACUCCUGAACUUAUUUAGGCUUUCCAUAACCAAGUGGUUGAAUACUUAUUGAAUCAAGACAUUUCAGCUUUUCAUUUUUAAUUAAUUUGUAAAAAUGUCUAAAAUAAUUCCACUUCAACCUUAUGGGGUAGUGUGUGUAGGCCAGUGGCACAAAAUCUAAAUUUUAAUCCAUUUUAAAUUCAGGCUAUAACACCACUAAAUGUGGAAAAAGUUGAGGGGUGUGAAUACUUUCUGAAGGCACUGUAUAGUAAGACAUAGCUGUGUGAUUGUGUGUGUGUACCACAGUGUCAUUCCUUAACCCCUGACCUCAGAGCAGUGGAGUUCUUCAUCCGGGAUAAGUACGAAAGGAAGAAAUACUACGACCAGAACGGCCUCAAAACAGCUUCAGUAAGUGUACACACACACACACUUUCCACAACACUGAUCUGUUACACAGCAAUUGGCACGAAUAAUGGGUGUGUGUCUAUGCACAUUGUGUGUGUGGGUAACAUUAUUUGUGUGGUGUUUGUAUGUGAAUGCACUGCGUAUGGGAGUUCUUUGUGAGAGGCAUGUUUGUGUGGCUUAUAAUAAUAAUAAUAAUAAUAAUAAUAAUAAUAAUAUAAUAAUAAAAUAAUAUGCCAUUUAGCAGACGCUUUUAUCCAAAGCGACUUACAGUCAUGCGUGCAUACAUUUUUGUGUAUGGGUGGUCCCGGGGAUCGAACCCACUACCUUGGCGUUACAAGCGCCGUGCUCUACCAGCUGAGCUACAGAGGACCACAUAUAUAGGCUUCAUAUACUGCAGUGUUAAUUUUGGCACCCUUUUUUUAGAUUUGGUCUUAGUCAUUUUGACUACAAUAUAAUGAAGUCUUAGUCACAUUUUUGUCAUUUGAAUAAUGAUUUAGUCUAGUUAUUGUCAAACAGUGGGCCAUUUUAGUCAAAUCUCAUUUGUAUUGCCUCAUUAACCUAUAGUAAACAUAAAUCACUGACUUCCAUGUACACAAACAUAGCCUUCAAUCAAUCAAUCACAUUUAUUUAUAAAGCCCUUUUUACAUCAGCAGAUGUCACAAAGUGCUAUACAGAAACCCAGCCUAACACCCCAAACAGCAAGCAAUGCAGAUGUAGCCUUGUCUUAUCAACAUAUUAUUCUGCAUAACAUCCUAUCGCAUGAUUCUCUUCCUAACAGCCAAAUUGGCAGAAGAACACAUUACUCAGCAGCAGAUAAAACAUCAGACCCAUUGACAGGGCUCCAGACUAACAUUUUCCCCCAGUGCCACCAACUUUUUCAGUGGCACCAGCCCGUGAUUUUGUCGCACCAAUUUUUUUCCGUGGCAUCACGCAAUAGAAAACAUUUGUAAUCAUUCACCCUAGAAAGUAAUUCGCAGUGCUUUAGACUGUGUAAUAGACUAUUGAGAUUGUAGGCUAUUCCAAAAAUUAGUUGUUUAAUCUAACAGGUCCAAGCAGGAAUACAUGAUUCAAGAUAUUUUGAUGUGCAACCUAAUCCAGUGAUUGUCUUGAAUUGUGAGUUGACAAUAGGAUAUUGUUGUUAUAUUAUACUGAUAAAAUAGGGCUACAGAAUUUUCAGAUUUUUUGUAUUUUUCAGUAGAGAUUAAUUUGCCUACAUCUUUAUGUGCAUUAAUAUCAUAGGCUAAUUCUUAUAUAAAUACAUUUUACAUAAGAAAUGUCAGUUUGUACGUUUUGAACAUUUGGAAAUGAAUUAAUAUAAAUUAUUUAAAAGGCGGACUUAUUUGGAACACGCAUCCAUGGGCUUAAAGGGUUCAUUCUGUACGGACCUUUCACAUUUUAUCAAAUAUUUUGGUAACACUUUACGUGACACCUAGCGUUGUGACACAGUCAUAACCAUGUCAUAUGUCAUAACAGCUGACAUAACUUGUCAUAACCUGUCACAAUAUGGUCAUAAUACUGUCAUGACCCAUAUAUUUACACCUGUUGUGAAAUAUAUUGCAUUAUUUUAUGGCUGGUCAUGACACCUGCGUAAGAGUGUCAAAACCCACAUUUAUUAAAAUGUGUUUUUUUCCCCUGACAAGAAGUUUCCUUUCGUUUAAAAGUUUUUCUUAAAUCCUUUGUUGUUGUAUUGCAUUUCUUUAGUCAUGUUUUUUAAUCAUUUUAAAUAACUUGAAGAAAAUAGACUUUAUGACACUGUCAAGAAGCAUUAUGACCAUCCUGUGUCACUUUACUUGGAUUAAGAAAAUACACUUUAUUACACUGUCAAGAAGCAUUAUGACCAUCAGAAUAAUGUAAGUUAGAUAGGCCUAUCACGUACAUGCCCUUAUAUCAGUCAGUCAUCAGUCAAAAAGAGGGUGUCCUGCUCCUGAAAUCAGUCAUCAGCAACAGAUCAUUGGGGUAGGUGCAUGUCUGAGAGCAAUGUGUGCGCAAUUAUAAUUUAAUAUGGUCAAUUUCAGAAAAAUUGAUAUAAAUACUAUUAACAAGUAGGCUAUGGUGUAAUGGAAUGUGUUACCUUGUGUGGUAGGUUUUGUGGGUUUUGACACUCUUAUGUAGGUGUCAUAACCAGCCAUAAAGUAUCGCAAUAUGUCACAACAGGUCUAAAGAUAUGUCAUGACAGUGUUAUGACCAUAUUAUGACCAUAUUAUGACCGGUUAUGACAAGUUAUGUAAACUGUUUUGACUGUCAUAACGUGUUAUGACGCUAGGUGUUAAGUAAAGUGAUACCAAUAUGGUGGUCCUAUUAACAAAUGUAAGUAAAGUCAUACGACUUCACAUGAGAGAUUAAUCUUUCAUUUUAUCUCUACUUCUCUUUCAAAAAUUAGGCCAGUAUAUGUUAGAAAUGUCUAAACGUAGAUUUUGGUGGGCUUAAUAGGUACACUUACCCUACCCACAGAAAGCUGAGAACAACAGUAGUUGCUUCCAAAGGAUUUUGGAUUUUUAAAUGUUAUCCAAUUAUUCUUUUUUAUAUUUUUUUCGCUCAUAACAGCAGCAGGCCCCAGCGGAACAGGCCCAGGAGCUGGGCAGACAAUUUAAUUACAGGAAUCAAUAGGAUAAUGCACUUUGCUGUUUGAUGAAAAAAUAGGACGUUUUGAAACUUCUGAGUGAGGUGACCAUCUAAUGAAUGUUUAGCUCGCAUGCGACCAAUUACAAAUUUAACUCGCACAGCCAAUUGAAAGGGUUGCAAAAUGCCACUAAAUGGUCACAGUCUGGAGUUUUGCCCGUUGACAUACUGUAGCUGUAUUGUAAUCAAAGUUGUAAUCAAAGUGUUAUAACUAGUGGUCUGAUAGGUUGCAGCAAACUACUAGCUAGCAUUAUCAAUCUGUAUUAGCCUACCUGAGUGUAGCAGACAUGGCGUGUGCCUUAUUUGCAUCUAUGAUUUGUUGCCGCCAGAUUGCAAAUAACACUGAAAAGAUCUCAAUCUCUCCAAAAACUCUUGUCCUGUCCACUUACUAGUCAGAUUUGAGUCACAGAGGUAAUUUAGUCUCAUCUCGUUAGUUAUAGUUUUUCUGUGUCUAUUUAGUCAGAUCGUCUCGUCAAUUGCCACUGAAAAAUAGGUGUUUGACAAGUAUUUUUGUCACUAUUUUAGUUGACAAAAUUAACACUGAUAUGCUGGUAUCAGAAGAAAAGUAUGUGUGGGGGAUUGAAUGCAGGCCCAUCUCUGUCUCUGUCUCUCUCUGUGUGUGUGUGUGUGUGUGUGUGCGCGGAUGCACACAUAUCUCAGAUCACUUAGUGUCUAAAGCCCAUUUUCCACCUGAGGCCUAACCCUCUCCCUAUGUCCACUCACACCUGCUACCUAGCAUAAGCCUGAUAGCCUAGCUGACACACGAUGUAUGCACACUUUUAUGCAGACUCAUACACUCACACAAGUGCACACUCAUGCACACACACAUCUCUCUCUGUAUCUCGCUCUCUGCAUCGCUCUGUCUCGCUCGCUCUCUCUGUCUAACUCUCAUCUCUGUCUCGAGCUCUCUGUCUCGCGCUCUCUCUCUGUCUCGCGCUCUCUCUCUGUCUCGCGCUCUCUCUCUGUCUCGCGCUCUCUCUCUGUCUCGCGCUCUCUACUGUCUCCUCGCUCUCGUCUGUCUCGCUAAUCUCUCCUGUCUCUGCUCUCUCUGUCUCGCUCUCUCUCUUUUUCCUCCUCUCUCUGUUAGCUCUUCGCUUUCCCCUUUCCUCUCUUUUUUUCUGUUUGCUCUUUCGCCCCUCCGUCCCCUUUUUGUUCUCCCCUUUUUCUCUUUUGUCUCCCUCUCUGUCUGGGUUUCCCCGGCUUCCCCUCUCCUCUGUCUCGCUUCUCUUCUGCCUCCCCCCCUCUUUUCUUCCGCUCCCCUUUGGGUCUCGUUUUUUCUUUCUCCCUCUUCUGUUCCCCCUCUCCCUCGGUCUCGCUUUUCUCUUCUCGUUCCCCUUGGUCUGCUUUGCCCGCUUUCCUCUCUCUGCCCUCGUUUUUGCUCUGCUUUUCUUUUCCCCUUUUCCGCUCUUCUUUUUUCCUCGCUUCUUUUUCUGUCUUCGUCCGCUCUCUCUGUCUCGCUCUCUCUUUUCCGCUCUCCUCGUCUAGUUUUUCCUUCCUUUUUUGCUCUGUCUCGUUUUUUGCCUCGCGGCUUCGGGUUUUUCCCCUUUUGGGGGCUCCCUUUUUGUCUCGCUUUUCUUCUCCCCCUUUUGUCCUGGGCUCUUCUCCCCCCUGUCUCGCUCUUUUCCUCCCCCCUCCCUCUCUCUUUUCUCCUCUCUUGGCUCCCCUCUGUUUUUGGGGUUUUUCCUUCGUUCUCCCUUCUGGCCCCGGUUCCCCCUGUCUCCCCUCACUCUCUCUUUUAGCGUUCUCCCUUCCCCGGCCCCGCUCUCCCCUGUCCCCUCUCUCGUUUGCUCUCUCUUUCUGCUUUUCCCGCUCCCUGCCCUCCCCCGGCUUUUGUCUCUCUUUUUCCUUUCUGCUGUCCUCGCUCUCGUUUUCUCGCUCCCUCUUUCUCGCUCCCCCCUCUGUCUCGCUCUCUCUGUUUGCUUUUUUCCCCCCGAUCCUGUUUUAUUUUCUUCUUUCCCCCUCUGUCGGGUUGCGCUCUCUUUUGGCUCUUUCGCUCUCUUUUUCUCUCCUUUCCCCUUCUUUUGCUCUCUUUUUUGCUCUCCCCCCCUUUUUGUCUCGCUUUUUUUUCCUCGGGUUUUCCCCUUUCUGCCCGGGCUUUUCUCGCCCCUCUUCUCUCUUCUCCUCCCUCUUUCUGUCCGGUUCCCCCUCCUCUGUCUCCCUCUUUUGCUCCCCUUGUCUGCUCUUCCUCUCUCUCUGUUUUCCGCUCUUUCUGCUCCCUCCCCUCUCCCCCUGCUGUCUCGUUUUCUCGCUGUCCCCUUCUCUCUGUCUGCUCUUUGCUUCUCGGCCCCCGGCUCCGCUCCUCGGUCUCCCUCUCCUGGCCCCUCCUUGUUUUCUCGCUCUCUCUGUCUCGCCUCCCCCCUCUCGGCCUUCUCUGUCUCCCCUUUUCCCCUUCUAGCUCUCUCUGUCUGCCUCGCUCUUUUCCGGCUCUUUCCCGUUUCUCUCGGUUUUCCUCCCCUCUGUCUCCGCUCUUUUCCCUCGCUCCCUCUGUCUCGCUCUCUCUGUCUAGCUUUUCCCCACUCUCUCUGUUUAGCUCUUUCGCUCUUUGUCUCGCUCUCCCUGUCUCCCCUUCUUGGUCCCCUGUGGGGGCUCUCUCGCUCUCCUCCCUUCUGUUUGCUCUCUCCUCUGUCCCCCUUUCUCUGUCUCGUUUUGUUUUCCCCCUUUUUGGCUCUCCCCCGUCUCGUUUUCCUCUUUCUGUUUUCCUCCUUGUCUCCCCCCCCCUCUCUGUUCUCGCUUUGGUCGCUUGUCUCUCUUUUUUGUUUUCGCUCUCCCCCCUGUCCCCCCCUUUUGCCCUCUUUUCCCCUUUUUUUUCCGCUCUCCCUCUCCCCUUGUUGCUCCCCUCUCUCUGUUCUUUCGCUCUCCCCGGCUCCCCCUUCUUUUCCUCUCUUUCUCGUUUUUCCUUUUGCUCUCUUGCUGUUCCAUCUCCGUUUUCCCCCUUGUCUCCCUUUUCUCGCUCUCUCGGUCCUUCCCCUCUCUCUGUCUCCUCUCUCUGUUUUCGCUCUUCGCUUUUUGCCCUACUCUUUCGUUCCCCUUUUGUCUCACCCCUCUCGCUCUCUCUGUCCCCUGUCUCCCUCUCUGUCUCGCUCUCCCCCCUUGUCUAGCUCUGUCGCUUUCUCCCCCUCUCUUUUGUCUCCCUUCUGUCUCCCUCUUCCCCCUGCCCCCUCGCCUCUGUCUAUCUUUUUCCUAGCUCUCUCUUUUCCGCUCUCCCCCGCUCUCUCUGUCUCGCUCUCCCCGCUUCUCUUUUCGCUCUCUCGGGCUGCUCUUUCCUUCGCUUUCUUCCGGGUUCUCUUCUAGUUCUCGGCUCUUCUGUCUCGCUCUCGUUUGUCUGCUUUUCGCCUUGCUGUUUGGUUCGUCUCUUGUCUCUCGCCGUUUGGGGUUGGGGGGGGGGGGUUUUUUUUUCCCCCCUUUUUUCGGGUUUUGGGGCCUUUUUUUUGGUUUUGUCUUUUUGCCCUGCUUUUUUGUUUUUUUUCUCCCUUCCCCCCGGUCUCGUUUGCCCUCGCUUCCCCUCUUUUCUUCUCGCCCCCUUUUUUCCUUCUCGGCCCCGGGCCCCUCUCUUCUGUUCGCUCUCUGCCCUCGCUCUCUCUCCUGUCCCCCGCUCCCCCUCUUUUUGUCUCGUUUCUUUUUGCUCUUUUCUUUUUACUCUGUUCGUUUCCCCCUUUCCGCUCGCUUUUCUUUUCUAGCCUCACUCUCCUGUCUGGGCUCUUUCGCCCCUCUCUGUCCGCUCUCUCUGUUUUUCCGCUCUCCCCCUUCUCGCUCCUCUGUUUUCGCUCUUCUGCCCUACCCUUCCCACUUUUCCCCUUGUUUUAGCCUCUCGCUCUCUGUCUCGCUCCUCUUCUUCUCUGGUUUUCCCUCUCGGGUUUGGGCCUCUCUCGCUCUCGGUUCUCGCUCUUUCUGUCUUGUUUCCUCCCCUGUCCCCUCUCUGUUCCUUUGUCUCGUUUCUGUCUUCUCUCGGGCCCUCGCUCUCUCUCUGUCCCCCGGGCGGUCUGCUCUUUUCCCCUCGGUUCGCUCUCCCCUCGUUUGCCCUCGCUCUCUCCCCGGUCUCGCUCCCCCUUCUUCGGUUCACUCUCUUGCCUCUUGUCUACUCUGUCGGCUCCCCGCUCCCUCUGUCUAGUUUCUCACUCCCCUCGGGUCAGCUCUCUCGCUCUCCUGUCUCGCUCUCCUGUCCCCGUUUCCCCCUCUCGUUCACUUUUCUAGCUCUGUCGCUCUACCCGUCUCUUGUCUCACUCUCUCGCUCUGGGUUGUCUCACUUCCUCUCCCCCUUUCUCGCUCUUUUGUUCGCUCUUUCGUUUUCCCUGUCUAGCUCUGUCGUCCUCUGUUCACUUUCGCUCUUUUGCCCUCUCUGUCUCGCUCUCUCUUCUCGUCCCUCUGUCAAACUCUGGCUAUCCGCUCUCUUGUCCCCCUCUUCUGUCUGCUCUCUUUGCCCUCGCUUUUCGCUCUCUUUUCCCCUCGCUCUUCUGUCCGUUUCCCUUCCUCGCUCUCUCUGUCUCGCUCUCUCUGCCCCUUAGUCUCUCUGUCUCCCCUCUCUCGCUAGCUUUUUUCCCCUCUCGUUUGUUUUCCGGAUCGCUCUCCCCUUGUCCUCGCUCUCUUGUCCCCGCUCUCUUUUUUGUCUCGCUCUCUUGUCUCGCCCCCCUCUCUUGUCCCCUCUGUCUUGCGCUCCCCCCCCUCUUUGGGUCUCUCGCCUCUUUUCCGCUCUUUCGUCUUGCUCCCCUCUCUGUCCCCCCUCUCGGUCUCGCUUUGUCUCCCCUUUUCCCCUCUCUCUGUCCCCCCUCUCUCCUCUCCUCUUUCCGCUCUCUCUCCCCCCUGUCUCGCUCUUGUUUCGCUCUCUCUCUCUUCCCGGGCUCUCUCUCCCCGUCUCGCUUUUUGGCUCUCUCUUUUACUCGGGGUCGCCCCCCCUCGCCGCUUUCUCUGUUUUGCUCUACUUCGGUCUACUCUCACGCUCUCUGUCUAGCUCCACUCUCUCUGUUGCUGUCUCGCUCUCUCGCCCCUCGCUCCUCUGUCUAGUUUCUGUGCGGUCUCGACUUUUCCCUGCCCCUCCCCUCUCUUUUGUCUCCCCUCUCUUUUCUCCUCUCUCUGUUCGCUCUCUCUGUCUAAUUUUUCCCCUCUGUCUAGCCCCCUUUUGCCCUAGUUCUUUCGCUUUUCUUUUUUCUCGUUCUCGUCUCCCCCGCUCUCCCUCUCGCUCCCCUCUUUUGCUCUCCUGUCUAGCUCUCUCACUCUCUCUGUUUACCUCCCCUCGUCCGUCUCCCCUCUUCUGUUCCCCUGUUUUGGCCCCUCUGUCUUGGCUCUUCGCUUUUGGGUUCCCCGCUCUUUUGGUUUUGCCCUUUUCUCGUCUCCCUUUCUGUCUCCUUUGUCUCCCUUUCUCUUCUCUGCCCUCGUUUUCCCCCUCUCUCUGCCCCUCGCUCUGGGUCCGUUUCCCCCUCUCUUUUGUUCGUUUCUUCUCGCGCCCUCGCUCUCCCCUCCGGGUCUGUUCCCCUCUCUUGCCCUCACUCUUUUUUGUCUCUCUUUCAAAGUUUGCCCCUUCCCCCUCGCCCCAUCUUUUCCCUAGUUCACUUUUUCUGUUUUAGCUCUCCCGCUUUUUCUGGUCUCGCUCCCCUCUGUCUCCUUUUUCUGUCCCCACUCUCAGUCUGUGUUUCUUCCUCGCUCUCUCUGUCCACUUUUCCCGCUCCUCUUUUUCCCCUCCCCGCUCUCCUUUCGCUCUCUCGGUUCUCCCCCCUCCUUCGCUCUGUCUACUCGGCGCUCUCUUGUCUAACUCUUCCCCGCUUUCUCUGUCUCCCCGGUCUCGCUCUCUUUUGUCCCCCGGCUCCCUCUGUCAGCUCUGUCGCAUCUCGUCUCUCUUUUCCUCGUCCCCCUCUGCCCUCCGCUUUUUGUCUCGCUUCCCCGCUCUCUCUGUUCGCUCUCUCGGGUCUCGCUCCCCGCUUUUCCUCCCCCUCGCUCUCUCUGUCUAGCUCCCCUUCUGCCCUCGCCUCUCUGUCUAGUUUUUCGCCUCGCUUUUUUCUCUCGGUCUCGCUCUCUCUGUCCUCGUCUCUCUGUCUCGCUCUCUCUGUUCGCUCUCUCUUCUCCUUUUCUCUGUCUCCCCUGUCUUGCGCUCUCUGUCUUGGUCUUCGCUCCCUGUCUCGGUCUUUCUGUUUUGCUCUCUCUCUUCUCCCUCUCGGCCCUGGGUUUGCUGGGCCUCUCCUCUUUUCGGGUUCUCGUUUCCUCUCUCUCUCUGUCUCGUUUCCUCCCCUCUUGUCCCCGCUCUCUGUCUCGCUCUCUCUUUUCUGUCUCGCUCUCUCUCUUGUCGGCCCCUUUGUUUCUUGUUUUAGCUCUGUGUCGCCCCCCUCGCUCCUCUUUUGUCACUUUUCACUCUCGCUGUCUACCCUCUCUCGCUCUCCUGUCUCGCUCUCUUGCCCUCAUUUUCCCCUCGCCCCUCUCUGUCUCGCCUCUUGUCUAGCCCCUUUUUGGCGCUCUUCGCUCCCCCUUCCUGUCUGCUCUCUCUGUCUACCUUGCCCCAAUCUCCUCGCCCCGUUUUUGUUCCUCUCUCGCCUCUUUCUCACCUCUCGCUCCUGUUUUCCCUUCGCUCUCUUUCUCGCCUCGCUGUCUAGCCCUUUGCGUAUAUGCCCCCUUUUGGUUCCCCUCUUCUUGUCUGCCCCCUGGUUCUCGGUCUCGCUCUCUUUUAGCUCCUCGUUCUUUUGUUCGCUCUUUUCUUUGCCCCCUCUCGGGUCCCCGCUCUCUUUUUGUCUCGCUUUCCCCUUUUCGUCGUCUCCUCUCUCUUGGUCCCCCCUUUUGCUCUCUAUUUCUCUCUGGUCGCCUCCGAAAAUCCCCCUGUCUCCCUUCCCCUUCCCCCUCCCCCUCUGUCUAGCUCCCCCCGUCUCUCUUGUCCCCCGUCUCUUGUCUCGUCUCGCCCCUCUCUGUCAAAGCUCUAUCCGCUCUCUUUUGUCUCGCUCUCUCUGUCCCUGUCUCGCUUUUUUGUCUCACUUUUCUCGUUCUCUAUCUGGGGCCUCUCUGUCUAGCUCUGCCCCGCUCUCUCGUUUCUCCCUAUCUCUGUCUCCCCCUUUCGCUCUCUCCCUCCUCUUCCCUCUCUCGCUUUCUGUCUACUCUCCGCUCUCUGUCUCACUCUCCCCGCUCUCGUUUUCGCCCCUUCUGUCAGCUCUGUCGCUAUUCGCCCCUCUCUCACUCUUUUCGCUCUCUGUCUCGCUCUUCUGUCUCGCUCUCUCUUUCUCACCUCUCGCCCCUCCUUUCUCCUUUUUGCCCUAGUUUCUCUCGCUCUCUCGUCUCGUCCCCCUUUUGUCUCGCUCUCUCUGUCUCGCUCCCCCCGGUUCCCCCCGCUUUCCCCCGGCCCCCCGUCUCUCUCUCGGGUUCUCGCUCUUGUCUCGCUCUUCCUGUUAGUCUGCCGCCCCUCUCGCUCCUUGUUAGAUCUCACCCCUUUUCCUGUCUAGCUGUUCGCUCUCUCUGUUCGCUCUCUCGUCUCACUUUUCUCGCUCUCUCUGUUUUCUCACUCUUGCCCCUUCUGUCUCGCUCUUCCCCCCGUCUCUCUGUCCGUCUCUCUUUUUUAUCCCCUUGGUGCUCUUAACUCUCCCCGUCUCCCUGUCUCACUUUUCCGCCCCCGUCCACCCCCCCCGCUCCUUUUUUGGAUCGGUGCUUUUGCCCCUUUUUUUUUCCCCCCCCCCCCCCCCCCCCCCCCCCCCCCCCCCCCCCCCCCCCCCCCCCCCCCCCCCUCCCCCCCCCCCCCCCCCCCCCCCCCCCCCCCCCCCCCCCCUUUUUUCUCACUCUUCGCUCUCGGGUCUCGCUCUCUCUGCCCCUCGUCUCUCUGUCUCACCUCUUCCCCCCUCGCUCGCUCUUUCUAGCUCUUCGCUCCCCUCGGUCUCGCUCCCUUGUCCGCUCCCCUCUUUUCCCCGGCUCCCCCUUUUCUCGCUCUCUCCUCUCGAUGUUCUUGCUCUCUUCCCUGUUCUCGUUCUUUCUUUCCCGCUUUUCUCCUUCCUCUCGGGAAAUCCUCGUCACCCCUUGUCAGUUAUCUCUCUUUACCCUUGGUCACUCUCUCUUUUCCCUUCCCCCUUCUGUUUUGUUCUCUUGCCUCUCUUUUCUCUUGGGCUCUGCCAGCAGGAGUACUCUGAUCUGGGCUUCUGUCUCUCCCCGGGCCCCCAACAGACGUUUGCCUUUUUAUGUAAAUUAAAAAAAAUUUCUUUUUCCAUUUUUAAGUCGUUUCGCCCCGAUGGGGGUUUGGGGGUUACAUGUGUGGGGUUAAAAAAGGUCGGAAAAAGUGGGGGGUUUCGUAGAAAAACCCCCGGGUACAGGGUGUGACUGUAAGUGCAUGUUAAUUUUUUAAAAUUAAAAUUUGUGAAUUUACAAGGGGUGUGUGUUUGGGUGAAAGACAAAUAAGCCCUUGGGGUCAAGCCAACAUCCAUCACUUGGAACAAUGAUGCAUUGUGGGUAUGAACAAAUUUUUUGUUUUAAACAGUCCAUGAUACCCCAUUUUUUCUCCCCAAGGGAAAAACCAUAGAAAGGUCGGGGGUCUGUCGUGUUUUUGGGCCUUUUCCUGUUUGUGUGGGGGGUUUGUGUGUUGUGCAUCACUGAAGUCAAAAGACCCACAAUCUCGCUUUUCUAAACCCCCUUUACCACGGGCCCCAAUUUCGGGUGUUUUCCCAAAGGCCCGAGGGGAUUGUGAGGGGGUUUGGUUGAAAGUGAAAGGUGGUCCCGAAAAGAGAAAGAGUUUGCACCGCCCCCAAAAAUCCGGAGCCUGGGGUUUUCCCGUUCUCCCUGAUUCUUUAAAUUGCACCCACUUUUUUUCCCCAAAGGGCCCAAAAUCUUUCCCCUUGUUCGAGGGAAACAAAAAAAAAAAAGGCAGGUGAACUGGCUCGUUUCCCAGAGUUGGGGUUAAAGGGGCCCUAACAAAAUAUUUUAAAAAAUGUAAUCUAGAAAAUUUAAAGAGAGAUGUUUGCCCUACUGAUAAAUCGAAAUCAAACAGGGUGUCUUUUUAGAGAUGAAUCCGGGCCCUCUAUUGGUUGUUUUGAGCCCUAAAUUUUCCCCCCCUUGCCCUCCCUUUCUGAGGCCCCUAACCUACCCCCCCUCCCCGCCUUGUUUUGCCCCCCCCAACAACCCGGGGGCCCUGCCUCGAUCCCCAAAAAAAUAAAAACCCCCAAAAAAGGGCUUACCCCCAAAAAAAAACCCCAAAAAACCCCUCCCUGCCCUUGUUUUCCCAAAAAACACUACCCCCGGCCCGCCUCGGGUUUCCCCUUAAAAACUAAAACCCCUUGCCCUGCCUUGCCCCCAAAAAACACAACCCCCCUGCCUGCCUUAAAUGCCCCUAAAAACAAAACCCCCUACCCUGCCUCUGUUUCCCUAACACUACCCCACUCCCCGCCUUGACCCCCCCCCCCCAAAAAAAAAAACCCAAAAAACCCUCCCCUUUUGAUCCCCUAAAAUAAAAACCCCGGGCCCUUUUCCCCUUGUUUUUGCCCUAACACUACACCCCUGCCCUGCCUCUGAUGCCCAAACACUACACCCCUGCCCUGCCUCUGAUGCCCUAACACUACACCCCUGCCCUGCCUCUGAUGCCCUAACACUACACCCCUGCCCUGCCUCUGAUGCCCUAACACUACACCCCUGCCCUGCCUCUGAUGCCCUAACACUACACCCCUGCCCUGCCUCUGAUGCCACACUACACACUAACACCCCCUGCCCUGCCUCUGAUGCCCUAACACUACACCCCUGCCCUGCCUCUGAUGCCCUAACACUACACCCCUGCCCUGCCUCUGAUGCCCUAACACUACACCCCUGCCCUGCCUCUGAUGCCCUAACACUAUACAACACCCUGCCCUGCCUCUGAUGCCCUAACCACAACACCCCUGCCCUGCUCUGAUGCCCUAACACUACACCCCUGCCCGGCCUCUGAUCUCUAACACUACACUCCCUGCCUCUAUCCCUCCUCACUCCACCCUCCUCCAUCCUCGUCUUCCUAUCCUCUACUCCUUGCAGAGGGGGGAUGGCGUAGAUAUCGGUAGAGGAGGAGAGCGCAUGAGGAGGAGAUUUAGUCUGUAUCGAGGUCGAGUUCUUCUUUUCGGCUUCUAGAUUCUCCUCUCUUCUAUUCUUCUCUCUUUUUAUCUGCUUCCUCAUGCUUCUCUUCUCUCCUCGUUCUCUUCUCUUCUCUCUCUUCUCUUCUCUUCUCUUCUCUUCUCUUCUCUCCACCAUGAAUGUGCCUGUUAUUGCUGUUCCUGCCUCUCCGUCUCCGUUCUCAGUGUCAAAGUAAGAGAAGAAGAAAACGAUGGAGAAAAUACCCCGAAUUAAGUUACAAAAAAAAAAAAAAGUUUUAUCCAGAGGUGAGGGAGAGUCUGGUUUGAUGAAUAACGAAGAGGAAAAGAGCUAAAAACUCACUUCAGAUAGAUAGACUUGCUCCGUGUGUGUUCUCCCCCUCAGGUAGUUUAGAUAUGGGGAGAGGAGGAAAGAGAGGGAGGGGGGAUAUAAACACAGAUUUGGAAAAUAAUGCAAGCUCUCUCUUGUGUUCUCUGAACCCAAACUCUGCCUACCCCCAGACGCCGAUUGCUAACGAACGCUAGUGGCGUUUUGCUAACAGCCUAAACAGCACUGUAUGCAGGCCUGGGCUGGCUAGGGAGAUUGGAUAACUUAGUUUUGCUCCCCUGUGUUGAUGUGCACCUUCAGUUAGUCCGUGACCUAUUGAGGUUGGCCAAGAGAAGCUAGGAGAAGCCUAGUGGGCAGUAAAUAGUAGAGAGGGUUUGAGGUGCUCUGUCUUUCUGUCUUUCUCUGUUUCUCUCUCUCUCUCUCUUUCUCUGUCUCUCCCUUUCUGUCUCUCUCUAUGGAUCUUUGUGUCUCUCUCUCUCUCUCAAUUCAAUUCAAAUGGGCUUUAUUUGUCUCUCUCGCUCUCCCUUUCUCUCUCGCUAUGGCUCUUUUGUCUCUUAGGGAGGCAGGGUUGAGUAGGGCUGUCACUCAGGUGAUCGACUACAGCCACUUGACUUGGCCCAUGCAGAAAAGGCCUUUGUCUUGUCAAACAAACACACACACACACACAGGAUUGUUCUAGCCUUUGGCGUGUGUGUGAUUGCUCAAAUCCUUCAACAUAUGAGUUUGUCCUCUGCUCUUGGAUCUUGUGGGAGUGUGUAUGACCUUCUGGUGAAUGUGAUGACUGUCUCUUCCUCCGUCUCUACUAGGCUGGAGAGUAAAAACGCCCCAGCUUACACUACUGGCUACUUUCUAAUCCUCCUCUUUUCAUCUCUCCCUCCCUGCUCCCUCUCUUCCCUUCUCGUGUCCUCUGCCUCCCUCCUUUCUUUGUAUUCCUUUCUCUCCCUGUCCUGCCUCUAACCACCUCUCUCUCUACCCCCUCCAUUUCUCUCUCGUCCUCUCUCUUUCUCUCUCCUUCCGUCUAUCUCUCUCCCUGCAGAAGUCUUCUGAUGCUGCUGCCUCCUCUACCUCUCCCGCCUCGCAGGCUGCUGAGAAGAACAGACAGGAGGUCUGAUGUUUUGCCGUCGUGCCACCCGGUGUUAAAAGCUGCUUCUCUGUGCUGAUCCUUUCUGUGUGCUGGGGUCUGCUUUGCUGUGGUGCUCUUUCUUGUAAUGGUUUUCCAAUGCCCCCUCAUCACAUACACUUACCGGUCAAAAGUUUUAGAACACCUACUCAUUCAAAAGUAUAGCAGCCUCCAUUAUUCAACCUCUUUACCACAGCAUUGAUUUGGGAUUGAGAUAUCUCCUGCCAUCCUUACCACACACACAUACAACCCCCACACACUACACACUGUCAUGCAUGCGCACACACACAAUGUGUACUUGAGGGGAAAGUAAUGUACACUACCGGUCAAAGGUUUUAGAACACCUACUCAUUCUACUACUCAAGGGUUUUUCUUUAUUUUUACUAUUUUCUACAUUGUAGAAUAAUAGUGAAGACAUCAAAACUAUGAAAUAACACAUAUGGAAUCAUAUAGUAACCAAAAAAGUGUUAAACAAAUCAAAAUAUCAAUUUGAGGUCGGGGGAUUGUGGAGGCCAGGUCAUCUGAUGCAGCACUCAUCACUCUCCUUCUUGGUAAGGUAGCCCUUACAUUGUCCUGUUGAAAAACAAAUGAUAGUCCCACAAAGCCCAAACCAGAUGGGAUGGUGUAUCGCUGCAGAAUGCUAUGGUAGCCGUGCUGGUUAAGUGUGCCUUGAAUUCUAAAUGAAUCACUGACAAAUCAAAUCAAAUCAAAUUGUAUUUGCCACAUGCACCGAAUACAACAGGUGUAGACAUUACCGUGAAAUGCUUACUUACAGCCCUUAACCAACAAUACAUUUAUUUUUUUAUAAAAAAGUAAAAUAAAACGACAACAACAAAAAAGUGUUGAGGGAAAAAAAGAGCAGAAUUAAAAUAAAAUAACAGUAGGGAGGCUAUAUAUACAGGGGGGUACCGGUGCAGAGUCAAUGUGCGGGGACACCGGCUAGUUGAGGUAAUAUGUACAUGUGGGUAGAGUUAAAGUGACUAUGCAUAAAUAAUUAACAGAGUAGCAGCAGCGUAAAAAGAUGGGGUGGGGGUGGGGGGGCAGUGCAAAUAGUCCGGGUAGCCAUGAUUAGCUGUUCAGGAGUCUUAUGGCUUGGGGGUAGAAGCUGUUGAGAAGCCUUUUGGACCUAGACUUGGCACUCCGGUACAGCUUGCCGUGUGGUAGCAGAGAGAACAGUCUAUGACUAGGGUGGCUGGAGUCUUUGACAAUAUUGAGGGCCUUCCUCUGACACUGCCUGGUAUAGAGGUCCUGGAUGCCAAGAAGCUUGGCCCCAGUGAUGUACUGGGCCGUACGCACUACCUUCUGUAGUGCCUUGCGGUCGGAGGCCGAGCAGUUGCCAUACCAGGCAGUGAUGCAACCGAUGGUGCAGCUGUAGAACUUUUUGAGGAUCUGAGGACAGUGUCACCAGCAAAGCACCCCCACACCAUAACACCUCCUCCUCCAUGCUUUACGGUGGGAAAUACACAUACGGAGAUCAUCCGGUCACCCACACCGCGUCUCACAAAGACACGGCGGUUGGAACCAAAAAUCUCAAAUUUGGACUCCAGACCAAUGUCCAUUGCUCGUGUUUCUUGGCCCAAGCAAGUCUCUUCUUCUUAUUGGUGUCCUUUAGUAGUGGUUUCUUUGCAGCAAUUUGACCAUGAAGGCCUGAUUCACACAGUCUCCUCUGAACAGUUGAUGUUGAGAUGUGUCUGUUACUUGAACUCUGUGAAGCAUUUAUUUGGGCUGCAAUUUCUGAGACUGGUAACUCUAAUGAACUUAUCCUCUGCAACAGAGGUAACUCUGGGUCUUCCAUUCCUGUGGCGGUCCUCAUGAGAGACAGAUUCAUCAUAGCCCUUGAUGGUUUCUGCGACUGCACUUGAAGAAACUUUCAAAGUUCAUGAAAUGUUCCGUAUUGACUGACAAAGUAAUGAUGGACUGUCGUUUCUCUUUGCUUAUUUGAGCUGUUCUUGCCAUAAUAUGGACUUGGUCUUUUACCAAAUACGGCUAUCUUCUGUAUACCUUGACAAAACACAACUGAUUGGCUCAAACGCAUUAAGAAGGAAAGAAAUUCCACAAAUUAGCUUUUAAGAAGGCACACCUGUUAAUUGAGAUGCAUUCCAGGUGACUACCUCAUGAAGCUAGUUAGAGAAUGCCAAGAGUGUGCAAAGCUGUCAUCAAGGCAAAGGGUGGCUAUUUGAAAAAUCUCUAAUAUAUUUAGAUUUGUUUAACACUUUUUUGGUUACUACAUGAUUCCAUAUGUGUUAUUUCAUAGUUUUGAUGUCUUCACUAUUAUUCUACAAUGUAGAAAAUAGUAAAAAUAAAGAAAAACCCUUGAAUGAGUAGGUGUUCUAAAACCUUUGACCGGUAGUGUACAUUACUUUCCCCUCAAGUACACAUUGUGUGUGUGCGCAUGCAUGACAGUGUGUAGUGUGUGUGGGGGUUGUAUGUGUGUGUGGUAAGGAUGGCAGGAGAUAUCUCAAUCCCAAAUCAAUGCUGUGGUAAAGAGGUUGAAUGGUUGAAUAAUGGAGGCUGCUAUAGCACCAAGGCACCAGCCCUCUGCCCCUCAUUAGGCAGACUGACUCACACAGACAACCACCAAGCUUGUAUAAUAACUCCAUAUGAGAUUUUGAUUGCUCAUAAUGACACUAAAUGGUUCCACAAGAGGUCGGCUGAAAGAGAAGGUGUGAAUUUCUAAAUGGGUCUGUGUGAGCAUAGCUGAAUCACUUCUCUUGCUGUGCGUCUGUGACUGUGUAUUAACGGAUAGGGGGUAAACCUAUUUUUGGGAGUUUUUCAAACCCUGUUUAAUUUGUUUGUGUAUGUUUUGUUAGACUGCAUGUACCCACUGCAUGUCCCUAUACAGGUGUAGUCUUGAAUGCGUUGAAAUUGCUGACCUAACCUCCAGUGUCUCUUUCUUGAUAGAAGGAACGAGAGAAGAAGAAGAGGGAGAAGGAGGUAGUGAACAGACCAAGCUCCUCUGAGGUAAAGAUAAAGGGAGAGGGAGGAAGUGGGAUAGAUUUAUAGAGACCCUCUGAGGAAAACCAUGCUAGACGUGGUUGUGGUGAUAUGACAUGUACAGUGUGUGUGAGCAGGUGUGCAUUAUGCAUAUUCUGUCACAGUAGUUUGGGGUCAUGGUAAGUCACAUGUGUGUGUGUGUGUGUUUAUGUGCGCGCUGACUCAUGCAUGCUUGUGGAGCUUUUUGAAUUCUGAGUGAGUGGCAUUAGGACUUGGUGAGAAAUGCAGAUUUAGUGGCGUGUGUGUGCGUAUUCUGGGUCAUAGUUAGUUAUGUGAAUAAUUCCAUGGCUGUGGAAUAGGGUAGUGUGUCAGGGUUUAUACAGUGAUGAUGGGGCUGGCUGCCCACAGGGAAUAACACACCCACAAAGACACUUCUGUACUGUACCCAGGUUAUACUGAACACUACCCAUACUGAACACACACUGAACAUUCCUUAGUUCUGUUGCUGAACAUCCACUACUCAACACACACUGAACAAAGCCUGAACACUGCUCAUAGUCUUAACUGAACCCUUACUGAACAUAAACUACUCUUACAGAACAUGGAACAUCCAGUCCUCUUACUGCAGACACAGGGAACUAAAUCCUACCUUCAGUUCCAUAUUUGUGACUCAGAAAGUCAAAACGACUUACUGAACACACACUGAGUAAUCCAAUAGUUUUACUGAGCACACACCAGCUAGCCACAGUUCUAUUUGAACACUUUUAAUGAUGCCAGAGUGAGUGACCCGGCGAGUGUGUCGUUUUCUGACCCCACCCGACCCUGUCAGAGCCCCAGACUCAAGGCAAAGCAUGGUAGGAAUCAGAAAGUGGAAGAAUGUGCCCUCUGUGCUGACCUGCAGUCUGAGAGCAGAUUGAUUGAAGUGUGUUUGUGUGGGCGGGCGUGCGUGCGGGAUCCUGUGUGUGUGUUCUCAUGCGUGUGUGUGCACCGCUGUGUGUGUGUCAGUCUAUGUGAUGCAUGUAUGACGAAGUGUGUGUUGUGUAUUUGCAGUUCACUUGCUCAUCUCUGUUCCUCACUUCUGCUUAUCAGCUGGGCUCCAGCUGUCGAUGGGACCCAGUGUCAAGGAGAUAGUUGUGUGUGUGAGGCCAUUGUAGGCACAUUUCUAUACGUGUGUGUGUGCUUGUGUGUUUCUUUGCGUAUACUCUAUAUGCGCUCAAGGGUGUGGGUGUGUGUGUGUGUGUGUGUGUGCUAACAUGCUGAAAGCUUGUUAAUCUCAGAGAGGAUAGCAGAAGAAAACAUGCUGACAGCCUGGCUUCUCUCUCUCUCUCUCCUCUCUCUCUCUCUCUCUCUCUCUCUCUCUCUCUCUCUCUCUCUCUCUCUCUCUCUCUCUCUCUCUCUCUCUCUCUCUCUCUCUCUCUCUCUCUCUCUCUCUCUCUCUGAGAAGUAAAAAUAACACACUCGCUCUCUAAAUGGUUGCAUACACACGCACUAAUGGUCCUCACUCUCACACUGAAUCCGGUUAUACAACACUCCAGCAGGGUAUAGGAGGAUGGGGGAAGGAGGGGGGCUUUUAGAAUAAGCAGCAGGAGUUCAAGGUAAAGGAGGAUGGAGGGAGGCGGUGUGUCUUAGAGAUGGGACUUAGAAACAGCUUUAUGCUGCUUUUAAAAAUGAAUUCAUAUGCAGUCAUAUCGCUACACACUGCAUGGCAUUUCACACCAUCACAUGAAGCACUGGAUAUGUAUGUGAAUCUGUCAAUCAAUCUACCAAUCAAUCAAUCACACACAAAUUAUGUUUAAAGCUACCUCUGUUCCAUAGCUAACCCUAAAGGUACAUCACAAUAUUAACAUAGACACUUCACAAUGCAAGUGCCAUCAUCUCACAUUUGAAUAUAACCUACAUAUUUGUUGAUGUAGCCGCUAGGCAUAUCAUGUGUUUUCAGACAGAUAAAGUAUGUGUAGAUCCUAUGCAUUGCACUAUAUCCCAUGUAUCCUGCAGCUGUAAAUAUAGCCUACUUAAUGCCCUUGAGUAUAGAGGCCUAGUCCACUCAGCCGUCCCAAGCCAUACCGACUAGCCUAACUCGGUAUUUUAGAUGAUUCAGAGAUGGUGGCAAGAUAUGGUAUAAUUAAGCAAUAAGGCCAGAAGGGGUGUGCUAUAUGGCCAAUAUAUCACAGCUAAGGGCUGUUCUUAUGCACGACGCAACGUGGAGUGCCUGGAUACAGCCCUUAGCCGUGGUAUAUUGGCCAUAUACCACAAACUCCUGAGGUGUCUUAUUGCUAUUAUAAACUGCUUAACAACAGAAUUAGAGCAGUAACAAUAAUGUUUUGUCAUACCCGUGGUAUAUGGUCUGAUAUACCACAGCUGUCAUCCAAUCAGCAUUCAGGGCUCGAACCACCCAGUUUAUAAUCGAUGUUAUGAGAUAUGGGUGCAGUGACAUCCCUGACUAUGCUGUUCUCAUGAGUUGCACAGUCUGGGGUUUAGAUGCUUUUCUAUUAGGUAGCCCUGGCAGAUAGAUACUAGAUAAUGUUUUGAUGUGGUGAUCCAGUAGAUAAGACUGCAUAAACCUAGGCCCAGCUGUAUAGACUGGGUAAUGAAUAACAUCUGGAAGCUGUUUGGUAACUUAUCUACAUCCUUCUGCAUCUGGCAGCCUACCGAGAAGGAUUAUCAUUAAGACUCUCCCUUCGCUAUUGAAGGCUGGGUAAGCUGUGGCGUUCUCACCACACACACACACACACACACACACACACACACACACACACACACACAUUCAACACACAUUCAACACACGUGUCACUCUUUCUUUUCCAUCUCUCCAUCCCACCCACUCUUCCUCACCCCUCUCAUCUUUCUCCCCUUCCUUUUCUCGCUCCAUCUGUACUCUCUUCCGCCCUCCUUUCUCUAUCUCUCUCUAUCACCCUCCCCCACCUCUCUCUCUGUAUGUCCACUGCCUGUGGGCUGUAAUUAAGCUCUAGCCAUGAUUCUGUCCUAGCAGCAUCUGCUGGCUUCUCUCUCUGCCCUCUCUCAUUGGCUGAACUGGCUGAGUGCAAAGCCAGUGUGACACCUGCAGUGAGUAUGCAUGUGCGUGUGAUAGUGUGUGUAACGUGAGGGAGGGAGGAGGGGUGGUGAGGAGGUGGGUUUUAUUGGGAGGGGGAAGGGUACAGAGAGAGGGAGUGAUGAGAGGGACCAAAUGUACACACGCACACUACACUGCAGUAGCAUGUUGAGGUAGGAGCAUAUACUGCAGUAGCAUGUUGAGGUAGGAGCAUAUACUGCAGUAGCAUGUUGAGGUAGGAGCAGAUACUGCAGUAGCAUGUUGAGGUAGGAGCAUAUACUGCAGUGGCGUGAUUUUUAGGUGAUACACACACACACAGGUGUGUUGCCUUGGGCAUAGACAGCCUGUGGGGUAGUGGGUGGUAGCAUGUAGUCCCUCUAUCUCUCCUUUCCACUCAAUCUAUCACUCACAAGCUUUUCUGUUCUUUAUCAGUUUCUGUCUCGCUGUCUCUCUCCCUUUCUUCCUCCUCCCUCUCUCUCUCUCUCGCUCCCUCCUCCCCAUCUCUCUUACUCUCUCUGUUUCUCUCCCCCUCACCAAACAGCAAGAAGUCUCCCUCCCAUCGGAGUGGAAAGCGUAUGUUUUCUUUUUCUUUUCAGGCCAUGAAUAAAAUAUCAAAGGAGAACAAGUGAUGUUUCCUGCAUAGGAAGUUGCGGUGUGGUCUUUUGUGUGUGUGUGUGACAGCCACUGUAACAGUCUGCGGAUUUAGGGGUACUUUAUCAGGGAGAGAGGGGCACAGACAUCUGGACGGGGAUGGGCUCUGGGAGGGAGAUGGGAUACAACACACACAGAGAGAGACGGACUUCACAUACAUGCUACACCAUGUGCCAUCUCUGGUCGAUGGGAGUUAGUUUGAGCAAAUGGUGUGAAGGGCGCUCUAAGGAGCGGUAUCCUCUGACUAACAGCAUACCCUCUUGCAUGCGUACACACACACACACACACACACACACAGGCAACCCAACGAGUAGCAUCCUGUGACUAACAACUGCCUCCCCGCCUCACACACAGAGGCAGCCCUCUUCUCGCAGUGGGGGGGUUAGCAGGCCGUGGAUCGAUAGCGUAGCCACAGGGAGGCUAAUCAAUAGCCUGGAUUGACACUGCUGGAGUAGGAGGAUCAGCUAAGACGGUUUCCCAACCCCCAGUCCCCCACUAUAUCUCGAAUGCUCACAACGUUUUUUAAAAAUCGGAAUUUCCAGUGUGUAUGUGUGAGUGGUCCAUCCACAAUCAGCUCAGCAUUGACCUCAAUUGGUCUUUGACUGAUGACUGACUCAAACUGCAUUUGCUCUGUUUCCGUGAAGCCAAGAGAUAAGCAUUUCUAAAGCCUUUUGUGUAAAAACUCCUAAUUAAAACUUUAUCGCUCGCAGACAGACAGGGAGCGAAAGACCACAUAUCGCCCUUUGUGCUAGCGCUGAAGUUAGUAUUAGCGGAGAUAGCAUCUCUCUCUCACUCACACUCACACACACACACACACACACAGUAUUGCAAUAUACAAACACAGACACACACACACACAGCGUCGCAAUACAGACACACUCACAGUACACACACACACCAAAUAGUCUCUAAAUCGGGGUUGUACUAACGUUUUUCAUGACCCCCCUCUGUGCGGUUGAACUGGGAUUGGGUGUAAAAAGCCAUCAAUCCAAUUACUUUAUGCAAAGUGACCAAGUGGUGUUUUAUAAUAAGAACAAAAUAGGAAAACAGGGCUGUGUUCACUAGCAGUGCUCUGAGCAUAUCACGUAGCCUAGUGGUUAGUGCGUUGUGCCAGUAACCAAAAGGUUGCUAGUUCGAAUCCAUGAGCCCAGAAGGUGGAAAGAAAUCUGUCGAUCUGCCCUUGAGCAAGGCACUUGCUCCUAAUUGUGCGUCCUCAAUAAUGGCUUAUCCGUGGCCGUGACCCCACUCUCCAAGGGUGUCUCGGGAAGUUGGGAUAUACAAAAACACAUUUUUCAAUUCACACCUCACACUUGAUGUCGGUCUUUGAUGUAGGAAUAGCCAAAAGAUGGAGAGAGAGGUAGCUUUAGUGUGAGAUCACUCCCACUGUUUCUGAAUGGUCCUCUCAUCAGCUCUGAGUGUGCACUGUGUGAGUGUGCACUGUGUGAGUGUGCACUGUGUGAGUGUGCACUGUGUGUGUGUGCACUGUGUGUGUGUGUGUGCACUGUGUGUGUGUGUGUGCACUGUGUGUGUGUGCACUGUGUGUGUGUGCACUGUGUGUGUGUGCACUGUGUGUGUGUGCACUGUGUGUGUGUGCACUGUGUGUGUGUGUGCACUGUGUGUGUGUGUGACGUCACGCAUCAACUCCCAAACACUGGCCCUGACCUUUCCUCAACAAUAUAGUAGACUCCAGAGGGCGUGAAAAUGGUGUGUGUGCGCGCGAUUCCUGCAGAUCUGCGGCUCUAACUAAGGGACUUUUCCCUGACUGUCAGAUGAAUUUAGCUCUAGAAGAAAGACUCCUGUGUGGCAGGCAGCUUAGGAUCUUCCCUAUGUGACAAAACCUCUUAGAGAAGAUGUGUGUGUGUGUGUGUGUGUGUGUGUGUUGAGCAUCAGACUGUCAGAGGCUGUUAAAGUCCGUCAGGCUGCAGCGGUUCUGCACCAUUCACCACAGUAACACUCCGUCACCCCCAAAUUCCACUACACACACACAAACAUCAAACAACCAACACGCCCAGCCCAGAGAGACAUUGCAGAAGCCCUGGAUUUGAUGAAUAAUGGUUGUGUUGUGGUUCAGGUGUGUUCCAAAAUAGGUUUCUAGUAAGGCCAUGGUUUUGAAAGCUAUUUUGUGUUUCAACUUUAGCUUCGAUAUAAUAUACUGUACAGCUCUGGAAAAAAGUAAGAGACCACUGCAAAAUUAUCAGUUUCUCUGGUUUUACUAUUUAUAGGUAUGUGUUUGGGUAAAAAUAACAUUUUUGUUUUAUUCUAUAAACCACUGACAACAUUUCUCCCAAAUUCCAAAUAAAAAUAUUGUCAUUUAGAGCAUUUAUUUGCAGAAAAUGACAACUGGUCAAAAUAACAAAAAAGAUGCAGUGUUGUCAGACCUCGAAUAAUGCAAAGAAAAUAAGUUCAUGUUCAUUUUUAAACAACACAAUACUAAUGUUUUAACUUAAGAAGAGUUCAGAAAUCAAUAUUUGGUGGAAUAACCCUGAUUUUCAAUCACAGCUUUCAUGCGUCUUGGCAUGCUCUCCACCAGUAUUUCACAUUGAUGUUGGGUGACUUUAUGCCAUUCCUGGCGCAAAAAUUCAAGCAGCUUUGUUUGAUGGCUUGUGACCAUCCAUCUUCCUCUUGAUCACAUUCCAGAAGUUUUCAAUGGGGUUCAGGUCUGGAGAUUGGGCUGGCCAUGACAGGGUCUUGAUCUGGUGGUCCUCCAUCCACACCUUGAUUGACCUGGCUGUGUGGCAUGGCGCAUUGUCCUGCUGGAAAAACUAAUCCUCAGAGUUGUGGAACAAUGUCAGGCAAAAGUAAGCAAGUUUUCUUCCAGGACAACCUUGUACGUGGCUUGUUUCAUGCGUCCUUCACAAAGACAAAUCUGCCCGAUUCCAGCCUUGCUGAAGCACCCCCAGAUCAUCACCGAUCCUCCACCAAAUUUCACAGUGGGUGCGAGACACUGUGGCUUGUAGGCCUCUCCAGGUCUACGUCUAACCAUUAGACGACCAGGUGUUGGGCAAAGCUGAAAAUUUAACUCAUCAGAGAAGAUGACCUUACUCCAGUCCUCUACGGUCCAAUCCUUAUGGUCUUUUGCAAACCUCAGCCUGGCUCUUCUUUGCUUCUCAUUGAUGAAGGGCUUUUUUCUAGCUUUGCACGACUUCAGCCCUGCCCCUAGGAGCCUGUUUCGAACCGUCCUCGCCGUGCACUUCACCCCAGCUGCCGUUUGCCAUUAUUUUUGUAGGUCACUUGAUGUCAUCCUACAGUUGAGUGACAUUCGAAUGAGUUGGCGGUCAUCCUCGUCAGUAGUCGUUUUCGCCCUCUGCCGGUCUGUAGCUUUGUUGUCCCCAAUGUCUGCUGCUUGACCUUGUUCUUAUGAACCGCCGUCUUUUACAUUUUAAGGAUGGAAGCAACCUGACGCUCACUGUAUCCCUCUGCCAGUAAAGCCAGAAUUUAACCCUUCUUUUCCUCACUCAAAACUUUCCUUUUCAACUCUUUUGGCAUGGUCAAUAGUUCUUUUUUGAUUAAUAUUACUUUUGAGGUCCUAUUAGCACAGUUUUUUUCCAUCCAGCUGGUCCUAUUGCAAGAGGAUAGUGAUGACCACAGCAGUGGUUUUUAUACUUUUCCUCGUUAAAUAAGAUUUGGUUCAGGUGAUCACCUAAUCAGUACCUAAUUCAGUAAAAUGAGGUGUGCCUGUGUUGGAAUUCAACAGACACUGGAAUGGAAUGGCUGUCAUACAUAUAGAGAUGCUGAUUUUAAGAAAAAUUUGCAGUGGGCUCUUAAUUUUUUCCAGAGCUGUAUAUGGUGUUGCUAUGGAGCUGUGUGGACUUCUUUUGAUGAUGGCUUAAUAUAUCUUACGUUGAAGCUUCAGUGUCAGUGCUCUCCUAUUUCCUAAUGCCCUUUGUUGCCAUUUAGUUUUACUAAAGAGCAUUUUAAAGUCGUAAAGUCUCUUCCCUUUCUCUAUUUGUCUCUCCAUUCCGGGGCUGUCUUGGCACACAUCUCCAGACAGUGGCAGCGUUAUUAUUCUCUUUUGUAAUGUUAAUAAGGUAGCUGUCAGGCUGGCUGGUGACAUCCUUGUGUGACAGGCAGCUAGCGGGGCCAGACUCCCAGACUAUUUGUUUAUCUCCUGCUAGAGCUUUUUUUUCCCAAGAUGAGGAGUUUCCCAGUAUCAGGGAUCUGUGUACACAGCUUCUUCUCCACUGUGAUGGUAGUGUGUAGGGUUUGGUCGUCUUGGUUGGUUUGUUUAGGCUCUCUAGCGCAUGGAGGUUUGCUGUUCUUUCCUAGUCCGUAGUAUAUUGAUUUCUGCUGGUAUGUUUUUGGUUGGGUUAGUUUGUGCUGUUCUUUGCUAGAACAACAUUUCGGUCUAUGUCUGCUUUUUAGCUUUGUGUAGACUGUGGACGUUUACCUUGUGGGCUUUUCCUGCUUUUGACUGUACUCCUACUUGGUAUGCAGUUCUGAGCUGCUCUGCUGUAGGUGUGAAGGUGAUGAUAGUGGAUGUGGAAGAGCGUGUUUAGCUGUUGAUUACAAUGCUCACUUUGUUUGCCUGGUGUUGCUGGAGUUUAAUCGUUCCCUGGCCUCACCUCAGAUUAGGAAUCCACUGUCAACAACAACUAGGCCUGGUCCUGAGAGUCUAAUUGCCAAUCACAAAUGAGAGCCAGUCCUUACAUCCGAUCACAAUUUAGAGCCAUCCCUGAUAACCAAUCAAUAACUAGAGCCAGUCCUUACAUCCAGUCACAAUCUAGAGCCAGCCCUGAGAUCCAAUCACCAACUAGAAUCAGCGGUGAAGGCCAAUUACAAUCGGUCAUUCCCGAUUCCUAGAGAUGUGAACCGUUUAUUUGAGAUGACAUUUGCCAAGUGUGUCUGUGUUUCAGAAUGACUACUGUAGGCCUUUCUCUAGCGCAAAGGUCCAAUGCAGCUGUUUUUAUCUCAAUAUCAAAUAAUUUCUGGGUAACAAUUAAGUAUCUUAUUGUGAUUGUUUCUUUUUCACCAUUUAAAUAGAAAACACAAAUAGCUUAUUAGCAAAGAGCAAUUUCUCAACCAAGAAUUUUGCUAGGACUGUCUGGGAGUGGUCUGAGUAGGGAGGGGAAAACAGAAAACUGGCUGUUAUUGGCAGAGGUUUGUAACUCUCUUUCUUAAUGGUCUAUUAACUAAUUUACCGCCUGGUGAUGUCAUCAGGCAGGCCAAAACUUCAUCCCACCAAAACAGGCUGACAUUUCAGUCUUUUAAAACAGCUCUUGCACUAAAAGGGCAGUAUCAUCAAUUUCACAGUAUUAAUCCAACCUCACAGUGUGACUAUAUCCAUCUAUAUAUAUAUAUAUAUAUAUACAUACACAGUGGGGGAAAAAAGUAUUUAGUCAGCCACCAAUUGUGCAAGUUCUCCCACUUAAAAAGAUGAGAGGCCUGUAAUUGUCAUCAUAGGUACACGUCAACUAUGACAGACAAAAUGAGAAGAAAAAAAGUCCAGAAAAUCACAUUGUAGGAUUUUUUAUGAAUUUAUUUGCAAAUUAUGGUGGAAAAUAAGUAUUUGGUCAAUAACAAAAGUUUCUCAAUACUUUGUUAUAUACCCUUUGUUGGCAAUGACACAGGUCAAACGUUUUCUGUAAGUCUUCACAAGGUUUUCACACACACUUGCUGGUAUUUUGGCCCAUUCCUCCAUCCAGAUCUCUUCUAGAGCAGUGAUGUUUUGGGGCUGUCGCUGGGCAACACGGACUUUCAACUCCCUCCAAAGAUUUUCUAUGGGGUUGAGAUCUGGAGACUGGCUAGGCCACUCCAGGACCUUGAAAUGCUUCUUACGAAGCCACUCUUUCGUUGCCCGGGCGGUGUGUUUGGGAUCAUUGUCAUGCUGAAAGACCCAGCCACGUUUCAUCUUCAAUGCCCUUGCUGAUGGAAGGAGGUUUUCACUCAAAAUCUCACGAUACAUGGCCCCAUUCAUUCUUUCCUUUACACGGAUCAGUCGUCCUGGUCCCUUUGCAGAAAAACAGCCCCAAAGCAUGAUGUUUCCACCCCCAUGCUUCACAGUAGGUAUGGUGUUCUUUGGAUGCAACUCAGCAUUCUUUGUCCUCCAAACACGACGAGUUGAGUUUUUACCAAAAAGUUAUAUUUUGGUUUCAUCUGACCAUAUGACAUUCUCCCAAUCCUCUUCUGGAUCAUCCAAAUGCACUCUAGCAAACUUCAGACGGGCCUGGACAUGUACUGGCUUAAGCAGGGGGACACGUCUGGCACUGCAGGAUUUGAGUCCCUGGCGGCGUAGUGUGUUACUGAUGAUAGGCUUUGUUACUUUGGUCCCAGCUCUCUGCAGGUCAUUCACUAAGUCCCCCUGUGUGGUUCUGGGAUUUUUGCUCACCGUUCUUGUGAUCAUUUUGACCCCACGGGGUGAGAUCUUGCGUGGAGCCCCAGAUCGAGGGAGAUUAUCAGUGGUCUUGUAUGUCUUCCAUUUCCUAAUAAUUGCUCCCACAGUUGAUUUCUUCAAACCAAGCUGCUUACCUAUUGCAGAUUCAGUCUUCCCAGCCUGGUGCAGGUCUACAAUUUUGUUUCUGGUGUCCUUUGACAGCUCUUUGGUCUUGGCCAUAGUGGAGUUUGCAGUGUGACUGUUUGAGGUUGUGAACAGGUGUCUUUUAUACUGAUAACAAGUUCAAACAGGUGCCAUUAAUACAGGUAACGAGUGGAGGACAGAGGAGCCUCUUAAAGAAGAAGUUACAGGUCUGUGAGAGCCAGAAAUCUUGCUUGUUUGUAGGUGACCAAAUACUUAUUUUCCACCAUAAUUUGCAAAUAAAUUCAUAAAAAAUCCUACAAUGUGAUUUUCUGGAUUUUUUUUCCUCAAUUUGUCUGUCAUAGUUGACGUGUACCUAUGAUGAAAAUUACAGGCCUCUCAUCUUUUUAAGUGGGAGAACUUGCACAAUUGGUGGCUGACUAAAUACUUAUUUCCCCACUGUGUAUAUAUAUAUAUAGCUGUGGAAAAAAUUAAGAGCCCACUGCAAAUUUGUCUUAAAUCAGCAUCUCUACAUGUAUGACAGCCAUUCCAUUCCAGUGUCUGUUGAAUUCCAACACAGGCACACCUCAUUCUGCUGAAUUAGGUACUGAUUAGGUGAUCACCUGAACCAAAUCUUAUUUAAUGAGGAAAAGUAUAAAAACCACUUCUGUGGUCAUCACUAUCCUCUUGCAAUAGGACCAGCUGGAUGGUAAAAACAGUGCUAAUAGUAUCUCUCAAAAAAUAACUAUUGACCAUGCCAAAAGAGUUUUGAGUGAGGAAAAGAAGGGUUCAAUUCUGGCUUUACUGGCAGAGGGAUACAGUGAGCGUCAGGUUGCUUCCAUCCUUAAAAUUUAAAAGACGGCGGUUCAUAAGAACAAGGUCAAGCAGCAGACAUUGGGGACAACAAAGCUACAGACCGGCAGAGGGCGAAAACGACUACUGACGAGGAUGACCGCCAACUCAUUCGAAUGUCACUCAACUGUAGGAUGACAUCAAGUGACCUACAAAAAUAAUGGCAAACGGCAGCUGGAGUGAAGUGCACGGCGAGGACGGUUCGAAACAGGCUCCUAGGGGCAGGGCUGAAGUCGUGCAAAGCUAGAAAAAAGCCCUUCAUCAAUGAGAAGCAAAGAAGAGCCAGGCUGAGGUUUGCAAAAGACCAUAAGGAUUGGACCGUAGAGGACUGGAGUAAGGUCAUCUUCUCUGAUGAGUCCAAUUUUCAGCUUUGCCCAACACCUGGUCGUCUAAUGGUUAGACGUAGACCUGGAGAGGCCUACAAGCCACAGUGUCUCGCACCCACUGUGAAAUUUGGUGGAGGAUCGGUGAUGAUCUGGGGGUGCUUCAGCAAGGCUGGAAUCGGGCAGUUUUGUAUUUGUGAAGGACGCAUGGAACAAGCCACGUACAAGGUUGUCCUGGAAGAAAACUUGCUUCCUUUUGCUCUGACAUUGUUCCACAACUCUGAGGAUUAGAUUUUCCAGCAGGACAAUGCGCCAUGCCACACAGCCAGGUCAAUCAAGGUGUGGAUGGAGGACCACAUGGCCAGCCCAAUCUCCAGACCUGAACCACAUUCAAAACUUCUGGAAUGUGAUUGUCAAUAGCCAUCAAACAAAGCUGAGCUGCUUGAAUUUUUGCGCCAGGAGUGGCAUAAAGUCACCCAACAUCAUUGUGAAAGACUGGUGGAGAGCAUGCCAAGACGCAUGAAAGCUGUGAUUGAAAAUCAGGGUUAUUCCACCAAAUAUUGAUUUCUGAACUCUUCUUAAGUUAAAACAUUAGUAUUGUGUUGUUUAAAAAUGAACAUGAACUUAUUUUCUUUGCAUUAUUCGAGGUCUGACAACACUGCAUCUUUUUUGUUAUUUUGACCAGUUGUCAUUUUCUGCAAAUAAAUGCUCUAAAUGACAAUAUUUUGGGGGGGAAUUUAGGAGAAAUGUUGUCAGUAGUUUAUAGAAUAAAACAAACAUUUUAUUUUUACCCAAACACAUACAGUGAGGGGGAAAAAAGUAUUUGAUCCCCUGGUGAUUUUGUACGUUUACCCACUGACAAAGAAAUGAUCUGUCUAUAAUUUUAAUGGUAGGUUUAUUUGAACAGUGAGAGACAGAAUAACAACAAAAAAAUCCAGAAAAACGCAUGUCAAAAUUGUUAUGAAUUGAUUUGCAUUUUAAUAAGGGAAAUAAGUAUUUGACCCCCUCUGAAUCCGAAAGAUUUCUGGCUCCCAGGUGUCUUUUAUACAGGUAACGAGCUGAGAUUAGGAGCACUCCUAAUCUCAGCUUGUUACCUGUAUAAAAGACACCUGUCCACAGAAGCAAUCAAUCAAUCAGAUUCCAAACUCUCCACCAUGGCCAAGACCAAAGAGCUCUCCAAGGAUGUCAGGGACAAGAUUGUAGACCUACACAAGGCUGGAAUGGGCUACAAGACCAUCGCCAAGCAGCUUGGUGAGAAGGUGACAACAGUUGGUGCGAUUAUUCGCAAAUGGAAGAAACACAAAAGAACUGUCAAUCUCCCUCGGCCUGGGGCUCCAUGCAAGAUCUCACCUCGUGGAGUUGCGAUGAUCAUGAGAACGGUGUCAGAACUACACGGGAGGAUCUUGUCAAUGAUCUCAAGGCAGCUAGGACCAUAGUCACCAAGAAAACAAUUGGUAACACGCUACGCCGUGAAGGAUUGAAAUCCUGCAGCGCCCGCAAGAUCCCCCUGCUCAAGAAAGCACAUAUACAGGCCCGUCUGAAGUUUGCCAAUGAACAUCUGAAUGAUUCAGAGGAGAACUGGGUGAAAGUGUUGUGGUCAGAUGCAGUGGCGGCUCCUGAAAAAAUUCUAAGGGGGGGCAAUUAUUCUGAUGAUUUAGGUGACCUACACACAUUUUUAAAAAGAUAUGUCCAGCAGCAACAUGAAGACAGGGGCAGCAUAUAAAUCAAUACCAGAAGCAUUUAUUGACUGAUCUCAAAAGUGUUGGCUUACAAAAGCAAAAUAAGUUAUCACAGUAAAUAUAAUCAAGGGUGUUCUUUCACAUUCCUCAACACUGCAUAAACAAUAUGCAUUUCCAUAAAACACCUCAUCUAAUUGUGCCACAAAGUUGACAAGUCCAAGAAAAAUACCAGGGUUGGUGAAGCCCUCAGUUUCAUCUUUGCCUCGCAAAGCUAACUCAAACACUCCGCAAAACUUCACACACUGGAUUAGCCGGCUGAGGAUGUGGCGGUUCUUGCUAACCUCAUCGUUGUGGCGGCGGACAGCUAGCCUGUAUCCCUCAUCCAGUUGAGUGGCAAUGUUCACUCUCCCCAAAGCAGACAAUCUCAAACAGCUAUCCAUGUGGGUCUUUGACAGCUCAUGUUUCUUAAUCUUUUCUGAAAGAUGGUGCAUGUCCGUUACACCAGUCGCUGUCCAAGCGGUGCUGUCUGCCGUGCCGCCUUCAGGGUGAAAGAGUAAGCAGGGGUAGCAGAAGACUGCAUUAGCUACAUCGCAGCCUGCUAGCCAGGUUUUUCGUUCGUACCAAUUUUUGGAAAAUCCUCGGGUGUAGGACUUUCCCCCUUUAGUAGAAACCUGUUGAAUUAUUAAAUUUGGUCUGGGAGGUCCUAAUUGUUUCGUUGCCAAUUUAUCUUGAUUUGUUCACCGACAAAAAGGAACUUCUUUCAAAGAGACAAUCGAGUUGCACUGAACGCUAGCCAUCUUGACAGUAGUACGUGAAUUGAUUGACGCUGCUACCCGCUCUUUUCUUAGUUACGUUCAUGGUUAUGUUACGUAUGACGAAAGCGCGUAAGUGCAAGCCCUCCCGGAACCCAUAGAGAUUGUAUUGAAAGCUCUGAUAUUUGAAAAAAAAAGAUUUUACAUGAGAGUCUAUGAGAGACUUCUGGGGCGAUUUUCAACCUGACUGAAAUCGCCCCAAAAGGGGCGGGGCCAUUUGAAGCACGACUUUAGCCUGAUUGGACAUUUAGUGGCAGAUCAGACGUCUAGAUUAGAACACUGAUAACUACUGUUGCCGUGAUAUAAUUGAUUAGGAAAAAAAUCCCUUCCUUUUCCCGUUUGGCAGUGCGUCGCCCAUAUCGCCCUAAUGAACACACCGCCCCUGGUCAGAUGAGACCAAAAUCGAGCUCUUUGGCAUCAACUCAACUCGCCGUGUUUGGAGGAGUAGGAAUGCUGCCUAUGAUCCCAAGAACACCAUCCCCACCGUCAAACAUGGAGGUUGAAACAUUAUGCUUUGGGGUGUUUUUCUGCUAAGGGGACAGGACAACUUCACCGCAUCAAAGGGACGAUGGAUGGGGCCAUGUACCCUCAAAUCUUGGGUGAGAACCUCCUUCCCUAAGCCAGGGCAUUGAAAAUGAGUCAUGGAUGGGUAUUUCGGCAUGACAAUGACCCAAAACACACGUCCAAGGCAAAAAAGGAGUGGCUCAAGAAGAAGCACAUUAAAAGGUCCUGGAGUGGCCUAGCCAGUCUCCAGACCUUAAUCCCAUAGAAAAUCUGUUGAGGGAGCUGAAGGUUCGAGUUGCCAAACGUCAGCCUCGAAACCUUAAUGACUUGGAGAAGAUCUGCAAAGAGGAGUGGGACAAAAUCCCUCCUGAGAUGUGAGCAAACCUGGUGGCCAACUACAAGAAACGUCUGACCUCUGUGAUUGCCAACAAGGGUUUUGCCACCAAGUAAUAAGUCAUGUUUUGCAGAGGGGUCAAAUACUUAUUUCCCUCAUUAAAAUGCAAAUCAAUUUAUAACAUUUUUGACAUGCGUUUUUCUGGAUUUUUUUGUUGUUAUUCUGUCUCUCACUGUUCAAAUAAACCUACCAUUAAAAUUAUAGACUGAUCUUGUCUUUGUCAGUGGGCAAACAUACAAAAUCAGCAGGGGAUCAAAUACCUUCUUCCCACACUGUAUAUAUAGUUGAAAUCGGAAGUUUACAUACACCUUAGCCAAAUACAUUUCUACUCAGUUUUUCACAAUUCCUGACAUUUAACCCUAGUAAAAAUGCCCUGUCUUAGGUCAGUUAGGAUCACCACUUUAUUUUAAGAAUGUGAAAUGUCAGAAUAAUGGUAGAGAGAAUGAUUUAUUUCAGCUUUUAUUUCUUUCAUCACAUUCCCAGUGGGUCAGAAGUUUACAUACACUCAAUUAGUAUUUGGUAGCAUUGCCUUUAAAUUGUUUAAUUUGGGUCAAACGUUUCCCAUAAUAAGUUGGGUGAAUUUUGGCCCAUUCCUCCUGACAGAGCUGGUGUUACUGAGUCAGGUUUGUAGGCCUCCUUGCUCGCACACGCUUUUUCAGUUCUGCCCACACAUUUUCUAUAGGAUUGAGGUCAGGGCUUGUGAUGGCCACUCCAAUACCUUGACUUUGUUGUCCUUAAGCCAUUUUUCCACAACUUUGGAAGUAUGUUUGGGGUCAUUGUCCAUUUGGAAGACCCAUUUGCGACCAAGCUUUAACUUCCUGACUGAUGUCUUGAGAUGUUGCUUCAAUAUAUCCACAUAAUUUUCCUUCCUCAUGAUGCCAUCUAUUUUGUGAAGUGCACCAGGCCCUCCUUCAGCAAAGCACCCCCACAGCAUGAUGCUGCCACCCCCGUGCUUCACAGUUGGGAUGGUGUUCUUCGGCUUGCAAACAUUCCCCUUUUUCCUCCAAACAUAACAAUGGUCAUUAUGGCCAAACAGUUCUAUUUUUGUUUCAUCAGACCAGAGGAUAUUUCUCCAAAAAGUACGAUCUUUGUCCCCAUGUGCAGUUGCAAACUGUAGUCUGGCUUUUUAAUGGCGGUUUUGGAGCAGUGGCUUCUUCCUUGCUGAGCGGCCAUUCAGGUUAUGUCGAUAUAGGACUCAUUUUACUGUGAUAUAGAUAUUUUUUACCUGUUUCCUCCAGCAUCUUCACAAGGUCCUUUGCUGUUGUUCUGGGAUUGAUUUGCACUUUUCGCACCAAAGUACGUUCAUCUCUAGGAGACAGAACGCGUCUCCUUCCUGAGCGGUAUGACGGCUCCGUGGUCCCAUGGUGUUUAUACUUACAUACUAUUUUUUGUACAGAUGAACGUGGUACCUUCAGGCGUUUGGAAAUUGCUCCCAAGGAUGAACCAGACUUGUGGAGGUCUACACAUUUUUUCUGAGGUCUUGGCUGAUAUCUUUUGAUUUUCCCAUGAUGUCAAGCAAAGAGGCACUGAGUUUGAAGGUAGGCCUUGAAAUACAUCCACAGGUACACCUCCAAUUGACUCAAAUGAUGUCAGUUAGCCCAUCAGAAGCUUCUAAAGCCAUGACAUCAUUUUCUGGAAUUUUCCAAGCUGUUUAAAGGCACAGUCAAUUUAGUGUAUGUAAACGUCUGACCCACUGGAAUUGUGAUACAGUGAAUUAUAAGUGAAAUAAUCUGUCUGUAAACAGUUGUUGGAGAAAUUACUUGUGUCUUGCAAAAAGUAGAUGCCCUAACAGACUUGCCAAAACUAUAGUUUGUUAACAAGAAAUUUGUGGAGUGGUUGAAAAACGAGUUUUAAUGACUCCAACCUAAGUGUAUGUGAACUUCCGACUUCAUCUGUGUGUGUGUGUGUGUGUGUGUGUGUGUGUGUGUGUGUGUGUGUGUGUGUGUGUGUGUGUGUGUGUGUGUGUGUAUAUAUAUAUAUAUAUAUAUAUAUAUAUAUAUAUAUAUAUAUAUAUAUAUAUAUAUAUAUAUAUAUAUAUAUUAAAAACACAGGAAAAGCACUGGGCCUUCAACUUUGUGACCAUAACUGUGUGCCUGAUGGACAGUAAUUCAGCUCAACUGUUUUACAACAAUAUACAACUUUCCAACCAUAUGGAAUCCUGUUUAGACCUGUGUAAAUCUGUAUAGUAGGGCUGUGUAAAUCUGUAUAGUAGGACUGUGUACAUUUUGUAUAGUGGGGCUGUGUAAAUCUGUAUAGUGGGGCUGUGUAAAUCUGUAUAGUGGGGCUGUGUAAAUCUGUAUAGUGGGGCUGUAUAAAUCUGUAUAGUGGGGCUGUGUAAAGUAGGGCUGUGUCCUGACUCUGCCCUCUCUUUUCUCUUCCUUCCUGUCUCCUCAGAAGAAGGUGGAGCUUCAGACAGACUCCAGAGCCAGUCCCAAGAGGAGCCCCGAGCCGGACAUUGACCUGCUAGGCAUGGGUAAGGCAUGACCAGCAUAUCCCAGAUCCUAGAAAUUGAUACUCUAAAUGGCCGACUUUAUCGCGCUCUUUCUUUCUCUCACACUCGCUCUCGGAACCAUGUGUCUUCCUGAUGGAGGCAGUACGUUUCUAUGGCUCCCUCAGCCCUCGCUCCCAGAGUGGCCAUCCCAUAAUAGAUGGUCAGAUGAAGCCGGAACAAAGGGAGGCUACUUUCAAGGGGAGAAGAGAUAGAAGAGCCUGUGCCGCUCUCUCUCAUUUCAUCGCCCUCUCCCUCUCUCUGUUCAAACUCCACAUCAUGCACUACUCAUCCCUCUCUCUCUCUCUCUCUCUCUCUCUCUCUCUCUCUCUCUCUCACUCUAAAUUAUUUCCCCUGUUCUCUCUCAAGGGGCAACAUUUUGUUCACACUUCAAGGGCUAAAUUAUGGAUGUUCUAUCAUAGUGUUAUAUAAAGACUACCAUCAUGCUGACUUACUUCUCUCUCUACUUCUAUCUCUCUCUAUUGCUCUCUGGUCAAACUCCCCAUCAUACACUCCUCCUCAUGACCUCUCUCUCUCUCUCUCUCUCUCUCUCUCUCUCUCUCUCUCUCUCUCUCUCUCUCUCUCUCUCUCUCUCUCUCUCUCUCUCUCUCUCUCUCUCUCUCUCUCUCUCUCUCUAGCUCUCUGGUCAAACUCCCCAUCAUACACUCCUCCUCACGACUCUUCUCUCUCUCUCUCUCUAUGAAUGGUACAUUGUGUACUAAUGGUCUCACCUCUUGAGGAGGGGGAACACAGUUUCUCCCCUCGCCACAUUCUCAUUCUUUCCCUGUCUCUUUCUCUCUCUCCCCAAUGUCCCAUGGUGUUUUCCCUCCCUUCAUAGAGAGCAGCUGUAUUGUAGACGGGCAAUGUCUCUGUGGGAUCACAAUCAACCAGCAUCCCUGUUUCUCUUCCAGCUGUGUCUCUCUCUCUCUCUCUCUCUCUCUGCCUCUCUCUGCCUCUCUCUGCCUCUCUCUCUCUCUCUCUCUCUCUGCCUCUCUGCCUCUCUCUCUCUGCCUCUCGCUCUCUCUCUCUCUGCCUUGCGCUCUCUUUCUCUGCCUUGCGCGCUCUCUCUCUCUCUCUGCCUCCCUCUCUCUCUCUCUGCCUCCUCUCUCUCUAUCUCUCUCUCCUCUCUCUCUCUAUCUCUCUAUCUCUUCUCUCUCUCUCUCUCUCUCUCUCUCUCUCUCUCUCUCUCUCUCUCUCUCUCUCUCUCUCUCUCUCUCUCUGCCUAUUGAGCUUAUAUCACAUUUGAAAAUCAGAUUUAUGAUUCCAAAAAUAGCCCUUGAAAACAAUUGGCAGUUUGUGAUCCACAAAUUGAAAUUCAAUUCCAUUUGAACUUCGGAGGUGAAAUCACUGUGAAUGAAAAUCCAUAUCCACCUGAAAGUAAUGGGCCAUUUCUUAGUUGACUGUUUUGAAAUAGCGUUGAGUUAUAUUCAUAUACCUGUGUCGAGAGAGCUGACUGGGCUUUUUCAUUCAUUUAAGGUUCUGAACCCCAAAUAAAUAAUCUCCCAAAAUAUCCUCCUACGUCUAAGGAGGGAAGGGGAAUAGGCAGCACAUCAUAAAUAAUCAGGAGUCAUAUAUACACACACACACACACACACGGAUAUGAGAUUUCGCACAAAAUUAAUACUGCCUACAGGUCAAUGUUUACUCUCUCCCUUCUCUCUCUCUCUCUCUCUCUCUCUCUCUCUCUCUCUCUCUCUCUCUCUCUCUCUCUCUCUCUCUCUCUCUCAGAUGCACCUGCAGGUGGAGCUGCAACCAGUGCUACUGCUACACCAGUCAGCGAUGAGGACAUCUUUGGUCCAAUGGUGUCCAACCCUCUGCCCUCCUGCAACAACACUCAGGUACCAACUCUCACCUCUUCCUCUGGACCACCUCACACCACAACCCCAAAUCUCACCUUCUCGCUCCAUCAACCUCCCAUUGUUGUCAGACUAUGCCCUCUCCCCUGUGGAUACAAUUGUAGUCAGUGAAGACAGACUGGAGCACUGGGCUUUGUGUUCCUCUGCAGUAAGAACACACUCAUACACACACAUUGACCUCAACUCAUGCGCGCACACACACACACACACACAAAAACACACACAUACACUACCAGUCAAAAGUUUGGACACACCUACUCAUUCAAAGGUUUUUCUUUAUUUUUUUGGACUAUUUUCUACAUUGUAGAAUAAUAGUGAAGACAUCAAAACUGUGCAAUAACACAUUUGGAAUCAUGUAGUAACCAAAUUAGUGUUAAACAAAUCAAAAUAUACUUUAUAUUUGAGAUUCUUCAAAUAGCCACCACUUUGCCUUGAUGGCAGCUUUGCACACUCUUGGCAUUCUCUCACCCAGCUUCGAGGUAGUCACCUAGAAUGCAUUUCAAUUAACAGGUGUGCCUUAAAAGUUAAUUUGUGGAAUUCUUUCCUUCUUAAUGCGUUUGAGCCAAUCAGUUGUGUUGUGACAAGGGUAUACAGGAGAAAGCCCUAUUUGGUAAAAGACCAAGUCCAUGUUAUGGCAAGAACAGCUAAAAUAAGCAAAGAGAAACAACAGUCCAUCAUUACUUUAAGACAUGAAGGUCAGUCAAUAAGGAACAUUUCAAGAACUUUGAAAGUUUCUUCAAGUGCAGUCACAAAAACCAUCAAGCGCUUUGAUGAAACUGGCUCUCAUGAGGAUCGCCACAGGAAUGGAAGACCCAGAGUUACCUCUGCUGCAGAGAAUAAGUUCAUUAGAGUUACCAGCCUCAGAAAUUGCAGCCCAAAUAAAUGCUUCACAGAGUUCAAGUAACAGACACAUCUCAACAUCAACUGUUCAGAGGAGACUGCGUGAAUCAGGCCUUGCAAAGACUCCACACUUAACCAGCAUGGCUACCACAGCAUUCUGCAGCAAUACGCCAUCCCAUCUGGUUUGGGCUUAGUGGGACUAUAAUUUAGUUUUUCAACAGAACAAUGACCCAACACACCUCCAGGCUGUGUAAGGGCUAUUUUACCAAGAAGGAGAGUGAUGGAGUGCUGCAUCAGAUGACCUGGCCUCCACAAUCCCCCGACCUCAACCCAAUUGAGAUGGUUUGGGAUGAGUCGGGCCACAGAGUGAAGGAAAAGCAGCCAACAAGUGCUCAGCAUAUGUGGGAACUCCUUCAAGACUGUUGGAAAAGCAUUCCAGGUGAAGUUGGUUGAGAGAAUGGCAAGACUGUACAAAGCUGUCAUCGAGGCAAAGGGUGGCUAUUUGAAGAAUCUCAAAUGUAAAAUAUAUUUUGAUUUGUUUAACACAUUUUUGGUUACUACAUGAUUCCAUAUGUGUUAUUUCAUAGUUUUGAUGUCUUCACUAUUAUUCUACAAUGUAGAAAAUAGUAAAAAUAAAAACCCUUGAAUGAGUAGGUGUGUCCAAACUUUUGACUGGUACUGUAUAACAGACAAACACAUAACACACACUCAUAAUGUGCAGUCUAGUCCUCCCAUUGCAUGUCCUCUGAGAGCUGGAGAGAGGUCGGAGUGUAUUGUGUUAAUUUCACAGUGUAAACCGAGACAGUGUGUCCCUGUCCCCAGCUCCCCAGUCACAGCUGACACUGUUGGUUAGUUAAGGCCUGUCAGAUGAAAGGACACGCCGCCAAUAAUGUGUCUGUGGAUAUUACCACUGGAGAGGGAGGAGGAUGAGAGGGGAAAGGAGUGGGAUGGGGAAGAGGGAGAUUGGGACAGAGUGCAGGAGGAGAGAGAGAGAGAGAGGGAGAGGAUAGUCUGAACUGAGGAAGAGAGAGGAGCCAUAUUUCCCCCUCUCACUUUCUCCCCCUCUCUCAGCUGUCUCGCCAGUCUGAGAACAGCAGUGGAGAGCUGGAGAGAUAA